Cinara cedri is the source of this 52377-nucleotide messenger RNA. The record is from the annotation of a GenBank genome assembly. Lineage: Eukaryota; Metazoa; Arthropoda; Insecta; Hemiptera; Aphididae.
AUGCACGUGUUACACGAAUUAAAUUGGACAAAGUUGGUUUACGAGCCGCUGCACAAAUUUGAGACUCAGAUCAUAUCUACGAAAAACAUACAGGGAUACGACAGCAAAAGCACGGAACAGUGGUCGUUAACGGGCGCGCUGUUAUACUCGGUCACGGUUAUUACGACCAUCGGUAAGUAUAAUAAUAAUAUAUGUUUGUUUUAAAUUCUGGGUGAAUGUAUAAGUUUUGGUUUGAUUGUGUGCAUUUUGUUAUUAUUUUCGCGGAAAAAAUUUGUCUCGAUUAAUAAAAAUGCUCCGGGUUUUUCACAAAGUAUACCACAGAAGCCUGUCAUUAGAUUAAAAAGACGCGGAAUUUAUGCCCAGCCGUGCUCUAAUUGAAUUAUUUCGUUUUGUCAACUAUCCAACAGUUCGCCCACACUAAAUUGUUACAGGUUCCCAGUGAAGCAACGAUAGCAAUAGUAUUUGGUUUUAUUAUUCUAUCCGUGAUUUUUUUUUUUUGUUUUCUUGUAUGUGUGAACAAAUUUUCUUCCAGUCACCUUGCUUCUGAUAGUUGUAAAUUUUUACCUUGACGGUGCAGUGUACACAUGGAUGUCACUUAGUAAAAUAUAAUAGUAAAAACAGUUAUGUAGUUAUAAUAGAUUUUUGUUUUUUUUUAGUUUUACUGUGUAAAAGAUCCUGAGUGCAGUGAGGAAUGUAUUGGUGUUUUUUUAUUCGUAUUACUAUAGUCGAAUAACUCGUGUGCAGUUUUUUUUCUUUUACCAACAACUUUUGUUUAUCAGUUGUUAUAUAACAGUUAUAGGAAGAGGAUAAUCUAGCUGAAAAUACUAGCUGUCCUCCGCUCGGCAUUUCUCGUGCCAUAUUUUAAUUAUUUUUACCUUUAUUUCUGUUUUGCUUAGAAUACUUGACGAAAAAAUUAAGUGGAUAGUCAGUAGUCCUAUGACGGACUAUGUGUCAUAAUACGUAAUUUUGCUAAACUUUGUUGUUACAUCCGCGUGUCCAAGGUAUACAAAUAAACAAAAUGUAAAAUCUUAAAAUAAUAAUAUCAAUUUUCACUAUAAGGAAUGAUUUUUAAAGGUGAAGCCUAUAACCUUCCCGGAAAAAUUCUGAUAGUUUAGCAAAAAGCCUCUAUCACAGUCGAAUAAACGGUUUAGACAAACAGACACACAGAAAAACGUUAAUUUGUAUUUAAUAUAGCUGUCCCGGCAAUGCUUUUCUAUUACAAGAUUUUAUUAGUAUUAAUACUUUUUUUUUUUUUUAGCUAAAUUGAUAAACAAUAUUCAGUACAUACCAUAGAUACCACAUAAUUAACAAAUAUAAUAAUAAUAUUUACUUUGUUACUAAGGUAACGUAAUCAACAAAAAUUGUACCACAAACUACCAAAAUCCCUGUGUCAGCUAUCCUUGAGGUGUUGAACUUUAGACAUUUCAAUAGCUACAAACUUUCUCUGGACUACGUGUAACAUUUUGCAAAAAAACCCGUUAAAAUCGGUCUAGUAGUUUUUGAGUCUAUAAAAAACAGAGAGACAGAAAUUCUUUUUUAUACACAGAAAUUAUUUUGUGUGUGUGUGUCUGUAACUAACUUUCUACUAGAAAUAUUAAUCUGAUUCACAAAUGUAGUAUAUUUUUUUAAAAGAAAAUAGUAUCUAGUUAAGAAGGUUGUUUUAUCGUCUUUCAACGUGAAGUUUUCUAUACGAUUUCAUUAUUUUUUAUUUUUUUGCAAUUUUGUUAAAAAUUAUUUUUAAGGGAUCUCACAUAAAACUCGAUUAUAUUUUAUAUUGAUUUUCUUAGUGUUUGUAUAGUUUAUCUGCGUUUAUUCUAAGGUUUUGUCACCUACUCGUUUAGUGAACUCCCUUCCAUAAAAUUGUUUAAUGUAAAUUUAAACUACUUAAUGACUUAUUUAGUAUCAAUUAUAAUUAUUCAUUAUAUACGCCUAUAGUAAGGUCUACAAUAAUAUUAGAAUGUAAAUUGACUAACUUGUAUCGUUUUAUCCAAGCAUUGUUAAAUUGUUAUUUGGGAGUUUUUUAGUUACCAACAUCUUUUGUUCACUAGUUAUCAUAAUACAUAUGUAUCUAAUGAAAAUCAAAACGUUUAAAUGAUAUAACUUCACCAAUUUAAUAUAAAAUAUAAAAAAACCUAAAGUGUACCAUACACAUUCUUCUAAAUUUUAUCAUAAGUUUGUUUUAAGAGGACGUGAUACACCAGUAAUUUGAGCGUAAAAACAUAGUUGGCGAGUAACAGAACCACUUUGUUAAUAAUUAUGAUAGAUUGACAAUUCUUUUUUCUUUUUUUUUUUGUUUUAAUAAGGAAAACUUUAGCUAUGACGUAGAGUUUUUAUUUUUUAUUUGGUACAAAAAGAUUUAAAAAUAUUAACUUUUAAAGUUUGUAAAUAUUUCAAGUUUUUUGUUUAUGAAUUGAGAUAAGUUAUUGGAAAAUGGAAAACGCUGCGUCACACAUAAUUUUUUCCUUAUUAAAACAAAAAAAAAAAAAUCUAUUUUCGAUCGAUCUAUUAUAAUUAUUAAAAGAAUGGUUUUGUUUCCCGUAAAACUGUUUUUCCGUUUAAAAACAUUGACAAAUAAUUAUUUCGCAACGUGGAGAUACGGUGCGCGCAAUACCAUCUCUCGUAGGUUGCACGCGAACAGCUUUAGGUAUCACAUCCUCUUAAUAGCAAUAUAAAAAUAUCAAAAGUAUGUAGUCACGAUGUUUGUUUGUUUUUUUUUUUUUUUUAAGCAUUUGACUGUUAGAUUUUGACAAACAUAUGAAGAGCACAAAGUUAAGGAAAUAAUAUAAAACAUUUUAUUAAACUUUCAUUCGAUAUUAUGUUUUCUGUUAAAACUUUAUUGUUUAAUUAAUUGAAUUGUUAAUUAUAAGUUGGUUUUAAAAAUAAACAUGGUUUACUUACUAAUAAAACAAAAUGCGUCAUUUUGACUUAAAAAUAAUUGUUUUAGUUUUAUCCCGUUUAUGUAUUCAUAAAAAAUAAAUUUAAAAAGUGUCCCGUUGGGGAUUCCUAAAAUAUCAGAGUACUUCGGCUGCAAUGCGGCGCGUAUAGAACACACGACUGUUUCUCUUCUUUUCAUUUACUUAAAAAAUAUACAUUAUAGUUUAUUCUAUCGAUUAUGCACGACUAGUAUUUUAUUUUAAUUAAUAACAUUAAAAAAAAAAUCAACAACAAUAUCCAACACAAUAAACACAAUAUUUAAAUGAUGGUAGUACACUUUUUACAAUCAAUUUUUCCAAAUUUUACUUUUCCCAAAUAAAUACCCAAUUUUUAUUCCCCAAAUUUACGAAUUCUAAAACCAUAAGAUAUAAUUAAAAACUGGGAUACAUUUUUAUUUUGUUUGUAUACGACAUACCAACCUAUAAUGUAUUCCUAUUUUCAACAAUUCAUUUUAAUUAUUAACAAACAUUUUUUUGUUUUAAUUGAGUUCAACUUUAGUUAUUUACUUAUAUUAUUAUACUCUAUUUAAUUAUGUUUUCCUUAGUAUAAGAAUACCCGUUGUUUGUAUUUGGAAAUGUAGCAUUAGGAAAAUAAACUACUGGGAAGUAUGGUAUUGGGAAAAAUAAUAUUGAGAUGGAGAACUUUAAAGAAAACGAAAUUUCAAGAGGAAAAAAUAAUAAAAUACUGUUUGAGAAAAGUGUCUCCUUAUCUUAUUAAUUUUUAAUUUUUUUUUUUUUUUUUUUAAUAAAUUUUAUUUUUCAUGCAAAUGAAAGCAAACAGAUUGUCUUUUUUUUAAAUUGUGUAGUGACUUGUGGUUUUUGUAAUUAAGAAAUUGGUUACAAGCUAUUUAAAUAAAAAAUGUUAAAAAUGUAUUUACGACACAGUAUUUUAGUAUUUUGAUAAGUUUUAAAGUAGAGCUUAAAAGCGAUUAUUGGAAUUUACAUUUUGAUUAUUUUAAUUCAUAUAUUUCAUACCACCAAACAAAGGAAAUAAAAUUAAAAUUAUUAAAUAAAUUAGCUAGGAUUGAUGAUUCUUCUUUUUCUUAAUAUACCGAUCCGUUUCGUAUGUUAGCAAUCAUUUGUGUUAUACAAAUUUUGUUGGCUGCACUUUGGAAUAAUUCUGCAGAACUUUUGUCAAAUUAUGUUCGAAAGUUGGUUAGCAGUAAUAUUUUUCUUCUUCCAGGUGAUCUUUUGCUGUUUCUUUUUUCUUUUAGGACACGCUGAAGACGGUCGUAUCAGUAUUUGUUCCAAUUUAUGAUUACAAUUAAAAAUACCCACACAGUUCGCACUAUACGCAUACAUAAAUUUUUUCCGAGAAAAAGCACAUCUUCGUAUAAUUAAUAAAAUCUUCGCAACACUUAGAAUCAGAAAGUUUUUUUGUAGGUGCACGAAUGAAUGCAGUUUUUUCAUUGAUGUUUUAUCGUCGUAAAAAGAGUGGGUUUUUUUUUUAACAAAUAUUUUUUCCGAUAUUUCUGAAUAUUGUUAUAACGAUAUGUAUACUAAAGGCUAAAGACAGUGGCAGAGUUUAGAUAUAAGAUGUGAAAAAUUGUGAAUAACCUGUAUGUAUAAUACGUUGGGGUAGCUAAAAUGGAAAAAAAUGGUGGACAAAAAAUAUUUGCCUUGAAGAGCAAAAUACCUUAGACCAACCCUGUGUAUACUAUUCACAUGGCAAUAUUUUGAAUAUCACGAAUGACACGGUGAAAUUACUUAAUAUUUUUAUUUUAACUUAAUAUUUCGUUUUCAAGCUUCGUGUGUCCCGUCUUAUCGGAUACAGACGAAAAAUUCGAACAAUUUGAUGAGCAAUUUGAAACCGUUCCACAUUAUUUGGCUUCUCUCAUAUCCAUCAACAUCGAAUACCAAACAAACUCGCUUAGUACCUAGUGGCUCUUAGUGUCGCUUCGAAAACUCAUGCAACAUUUGGUGGAUGAGUUCGUUUCUAAAAUAACAUAAUGGUACCCAUAUCAUUAAAUUUAUAAAAUGGAGGGUUAAUCUUUUUUUAUAUUUUAUAUUUUUUUAUUAAAUAUAACCUAAAUGUAUCAUAUUAAUAGGGCAGAUAUUUAUGUAUGCCAAAAAUAACAAAAUAUCCCCUUAAAAUAGGCUCUGAUAACAAAAAAAAAAAUGUAUAAAGAAGAAGCUAGCAUAUUGUUAAUAAAAUGGCAAACCCAUAGCAACAUAUUUAAGCAAAACAAAUUAACAAAUAAUAUUUUAUGAAAAACGCGAGUACUCAUUAAAUAUGUUAUCGGCUGCGAGCCAAUAUCUGAACAAUUAUUUUGUGAUUUUUGAUUUGUUGAAAUAAAAAUGUACUAAAUCCUUGAAUACGCUAAAACAUGAAAUAUAACUCGAAAUGUAAACUUUUAUGUAGAAUCGUUAUUGCAUGAAACACAUAUUUGGAAUACAUUUUAUAGCUAUUUUUUUUUUAUAGGCCGAUAAUAAUAUACAAAAGCACAUAAAUAUCUGCACUAUUUUGAAUUUGGGCGGGCGGGUAAUUAUAAAUAAAAAUAUCGUAUACAUUUUAUCUAUCAUAAGAUAUUCAUUAUCUUAGAAAGUAUUAACUUUUUUCGAAAAUUGUUAUGUAGAAAAUUUUAGAAACAAGCAGCUCUGCAAUUUUACAUUUAUGUUAUUUUUUGUCACCCUAAUUUUUGGGGGUGAAACGAUUACUUACUUUUGAUUUUCAAAUGGAAACCUAUAUUAAAAAUUCCGUAAAUAGAUGAAGUAGUAAUUAAAAUAAAUUUUGGUCUAUACAUUUUUAAUUUUUGUUAAUCCAUUUAAGGAAAUGUUCCACUUUGAAAUUUGGAUCGGGGGAGAGUAGUUGUACAUUAUUAAAAUGUCGCGCGCUGUUCCGCCACAUAAAUGAUGCUCCGCUACUCUCUCCCGACUAGAACUUAAAAGUGGAAUAUAUCGUCAACGGAUUAACGGAAAUUUAAAAUUUAAAAACCACAAUUUAUUUUAACUACUACUCCAUGUAUUUAUGGAAUUUUAAAUAUAGGUUGCCAUUUGAAAAUCAAAAGUAGUUAGUCGUUUCACCCCCAAAAAUUAGGGUGACAAAAAAUAACAUGAAUUGCAGAGCUGCUUGUUUCCAGAAUUUUCUUUGAAACAAAUUUGGAAAAAAAAAUGUAUACUUUCCGAGAUAAUGAGUGUCUUAUGACAGAAUAAUCACUCUACAUAUAUAUAUUUUUUUUUUUUUUAAAUUAGCCGCCACUGAACUCGUGAAUCUUACACCGUUUACGGUUACUGAACUUGCCGAACGAUGAUAUUCUGAAAGCGAAUACUAUUAUAUUAUUAUAUAACAUACUAUAUAUAGUUACUCUAUACACGAAUAUAUUAUUCCGAAUGAAUACAUUUUACCGCUAAAAUAUUUAAAGAUUCUCGGAACCGCCACUUUAAUUUUACAUUUGAAUAUGUCAUUAUUCGUUCAGUUUUAGUUAGACGUUUUUAACUCUACUAUAUACGAUUUACAUACUUUACCGCAAAAAUUAAUCUAUAGUUCUAUACGCGUCCGUCUUUUAUAGAAUUCGGGUUAGAUAUCAGAAAACUGAUUUAAUUUUUCUUCCUAUAGUUUCCGUAUUCAUAUUCCGAAAAGUUUUCUAUAUAUAUUUUCAAAAUCUAAUAUAUCUCAUAUGACAUAUGUACAUGAAUGUAUAUUAUACAUGCACUGCACAUGUAUAUUUUUUAUUAUUUUUAUUUUUAUUUUCUGUACUGCAUAUCUGGUUUAAGCCUGAAAAAUAAUAUUUAUUGUGUGCAUUCAACGUCGCAGAAUCAAAUAAUAAAACCUAUUUAAUAAUUUAUUUUACACAAGUGUACUAUAAAAAAUUGUUUAAAUUUUCAGUAAAUUUCUUGCUUUUAAAUUUCUCAACUAUUAUUAUAAUUUCUAUAGCAAAAUUUAUAUAAAAAAAAACAAGUUUUAAAAAAAAAUAUGAAUUGUAUAAACUUUCGUAAAUAUAUAAAUUAUAAAAAACUAAAAUAAAAAAAGUACAUAGUAUUAUUUUUACAAUAUAAAAUUAUGAAUAUUUUAAAAUAAAAACACUAAAUUCUUCAAAUUUCUAAAUGUAAAAUAUAAUUUAUAAUCAAGGUUUUUUUUUCUCAUUUUAAACAUUUUUAAAAAUCACUACACUUACGUGUCUCUAAGUUAAUAUAUAUAUAUAUAUAUAUAUAAUAACAAAUCAUAUUAUGACUUAUUAUAAUAUUUACUAUCAAUGUAUUUGUAUUAUUUAUGCUAACGUAAUACAAAUUCUAUGGUCAACUAUUUCUAUAUAAUAUUGUAAUAUCAUGAUCAAUGGCUAACUGCAAUAAUGAAUGUCGGUAGCCCGUAAAUAAUAAUCAUCGUUAAUUUAUUCAAUUAUAUGUAGUCGGAAAUUAUAUCGGACAAAAUGUGUGCAUUUCAAUAAUUUAAAAAAAAAAAAAGGAAAAAUUACUAGACACGUGUAGUUGUUGAUUUGUAUGUGUAUACAGUUACAAUUGUAUUUUUAAUUCAUCAGCUUUUAGUUGGGUUUUUUUCUUUUUAAACAGACACUGUAUGCAUAGUUAACACUGAAAUUAUCUCCCAUAUGUGUAUACCGUGUUGACUAUUUUAGUAUUUUCACUGAAGCCCAUAUAAUGCGUUAUUAUUUCGAAAUUGUAUUUAUUUUUUUUUUUUUAGUACUGUCUGUCUAAAGUUUGGACAGCCAAACGAUUUGGAAUUUUUUUUUUUAUUGAAAUUAAUUCACACAAAUAAUAUAAACCUCCAUACAAUUACUUUUAUUGUUUAUAUUUAUAUAAACAAAAAUAUAAAUGUUAUUAUCAAAUAAUACCUAUUAAUAAUAGUCAACAUUAAUUUGUAUACCCUCUUAAAUCAUCGAUAGUUUCGCCAAUCAAAAUGCAGGUAAAUAUUCUGCAAAAUAAUUAAUAUCAAUUACUAAAAUAACGACAGGUCUGUUGAAAGUAUUUAUUAUAUUAUUUUUUUGUUUUUUAUUUUAAUUAAACGCUAAAUUACCUGUAUAAUUUAUCGGCCAUUUGAAAUAUUUGUUUUAUAAUUAUAUUCGUUCGACCUUCAAACUUAUGCAGUUUCCAGCAAAUACUUUAAUACUCCUAACUUUACCAAUACGAAUAUUAUAUUAUUUUAUUGCAAUAAUAUUCAUGAGUUUCACAAGAAACGUGUCUCAUCGUAGUGCAUAGAACUUCACUUUACUUAUAUUAUAUUGUCUUCUUUCAGAAGGUAACUACUUUGUGUGUGUGUGUUGUUUUUUUUUUAUUUUUCGGCAGGCAUCAAACUCUCUAAGGUACCAUAAUAUCAUACGUAAAUUAUUAUACUCAUCUAUAUAUAAAGUCACGGGAUAAAACUUUUCGGGACACGUUUACUGUACCAAAAGAAAAAAAAACAGAAAGAUAUUAAAAAGAAAAAACCUGUAAAAUUAAUAGCACCCUCGUUCCGCACUAAGAACUAUUUAAAAUAAACAGAAAAAUACUGUAAAAAGAGGAAUAUUUCCUAAUUUCAGAUUACAUACAAGCUGAUUCGCGCAAUGCUUGCAGAAAAGCGUUUUGCGUAAAACUGAUACGUAUAAAAAGUGUUUUAUCAUUUUUGUUUUAAACUAUACGACUCGAAUCCUAAUAUGUAAAAUUAAACUUUCUCUCCGUACAACCUAUACAAUACGUGUUUAUUUUUUAAUGGUUUUUAUUGAUUUAUUUUUCAUAUACGAGCAUAUACACAUAUAAUAUAAAUAAUAUAAAUACACACUUUUUUUUAGGUUAUGGUAAUUUGGCACCGAAAACACCAGAAGGAAAAAUCGUAACUAUGGUGUACGCAUUGUUCGGCGUGCCGCUCAUGUUGCUAUGCAUAUCCAAUCUGGGAUCGUUGUUGGCCGGUACUUUUCAGUUCGCUUACUCUCAUUCGUGCUGUUUUUCAAAAAAAAAAUCAGGUAACGAAAAUAAAAUUACCUAUUUAUAUAGUAAAUAGUAUCUAUUAUUUCGUAAUAAGGUUAAAUUGACGCUUAUCCUUUCUUCGUUCACCCUUCUUCCACAAAAAAAAAAAAAAAAUCAUAAUAAUAACAAAGAAAUUACGUAUAAUAUUACCUAUACGAUAAACGAAAUUUCGUUUCGUUUUUAGUGUUGUUUUCACAGCUUCGUCCCGCCGAAAAACUGCAUAUUUAUCCGGUAAAUAUUGCACUACAAUAUCGCGAUCCCUAUAAAUGUGCGUUUUCGUACUAUGGGAUUUUAUUAGACUGCUUUAUAUAUUAUACGGUAGAUUAUUUGAAGGAAUUGCGUGGUAUACGAACGAUUUUUUUUUACGACCGUGUGCAUGGAGUACGCAAAUAUUAAAAUAUGUAAAUUAAUACCUAUAUCCUAUAUAGUGUUAAAACCCAGUAUUGAAAUAUAUAAAGGUAAAGAGGUAAAAACCUCGUUUAAAAUAUUAUAAUCGCAUCGGCCUCGUAGGUACGUAUAAGGGAUGACUCAUUUCGAUUACGAACUUCGUGCAGUUGACAUAAUAUUUUUUUUGUCACCGUUAUCGGAUGGUACCUAACGUAAACUUGAACGUGCCAAUAUUAUACGAAAUACACGAAAAAAUCAAAUUAAACUUUCAUGCAUUUGUUUAGUAAGCAUUAUAAUUUCCAGGUACGCGAUAUUCCACUAUAUUUAUACUUAAAGCAUGGAUAAGGUAAACAUUUUUUUUAACUGUAGUAACUUUAAAUUAAAUUAUCAAAAAUAAAAAACUAAGUUAAGUUAUACAUAUUCAGGAAAAUGAUAAAUAAGUUGAGUUAAAAGUCAUUUUUUUAAAACAACACUCCCGUACUCAUAAACAUAUUUUUUACCUUAAUAUUAAGACUUGCUGCACAAAACUCGUAUGGGUAUAUUUGCAAUACAAUUUUUGGACCGAAUGCCCUUCUUGUUACGUGAUAAUGAUAUUCACUUAAAAACACGUAGGAAAUGUCAUAAAUCUAGGUACACUGUUUUCUUUGAAAACAAAAUUUUAAAUAAUUUAAAUUUUGACAAAAAAUAACUAAUUUAAAAUUAUUUAUUAAAAGAAAUGAGCAGGUUAUUUUUAACCUUCGCCCAGCAAGGAAUAUUUUAGUUUUACUACUAUGAUGUUAUUAAUUUUAUUUUGUAUCUGUAAAUGGCUUUUUUUCUCUUGUGUAAUUCGGUUAAAAAUAAUUAUAAAAUACUUAUUAGCCUUUUCUAGACGUUGUCGAAUUUUCGAAAUAUUCUGUUGAUUGUUGUAUUGUUUAAAGACAUUUAACAUUUUCAAAAUUUUAUUUGUUUUUAUGUAAAUAAAAUUAUUUUGGCUAACAGAAAUGUUUGGAAAUUUCACAAAGUCCAUUAUAAGUUGCACUUAAUAGUAAAAAAAAAUUGAGCAUAAUGUAGAAAAUGUUAUUUUUUAUGAGAGUUUUAAGUUAAAAUUUUCAAAAUACAAAAUCAAUUUAAACUUGUCUAAAUACUAAUGGCUCUACAGGCAAUCUUUCUUCGUUUGCAAUGAUUUUAUCGGAGUUUGGUUUUCUUAAUCGAAUUUCUCGCAAAAUACUCGGGGACAAUAACUUCUAUAAUUAUAUAGCAUCUACAAUAUACUAAUAACUGAUGUGUAUUAGGUUAACAGCGUGAAGUAUACUGCACAUAGACAAUAAUAUGAGAAACAUCCAGCCGUCGGCACUCUAACACCAACACGUAUAUUUGGUAUUUAAUGGCAGUUGUCCCGGUGGAAUUAGUCGGUUUGUAGUUAAAACUAACGACGUUUUAUGUAUUUUUUUUUCUAAUUGUGUAAAAGCGCGGUAAAUCGAACAGUUGAUAUUUCAGCAUAAACUUCAAUAAUGCCGGCUGACUCGGCCGGACGAUCGGCAUUUACCUGCCGUCAGGCGUGUUAUUUCGCAACGAAUUCGCUGGCUUAGGGCACCCAUUCUUCCUUCCCACGUGAACUCCAAAGGUGUGAAAAAUAAAACAAAAAGUUUUUCGAGAUUUCGCAUAAAUAAUUAAUCCAAUUAGGUGGACGGGUUUCUCGUCUCUACCGAGCGACACUCCGUGGCACUAACUGUGAUUUACAUUUCGAUUCCUCGAGGUUGAAUAUAAUUAGCGCACUUUUUAGGUAUUUUUCUUCGCCAAAUACACCCGUGAGUAAUAAAUUUUACUGCCAAAAAGUUUAUACUUUUCUCUACUCGUAACGUAUAAAUAUUUCAAUCUUUUAUAGCGUCUUCGUGGUGAUAACAACAAUAACAUAUAAUAUAUAUGUAGUGAUAAAAUAGUAUUACCUUAUUUUAAAAUUACGAGCUGUUGACGAAUAUAUAUAUUUAUUUUUUUUUAAACUUUUCUCUCCAGAAUUUUUAAAGCAGGAUUUAUAUUUUAGUACCGUCAAAAAGAAUGCAUCAUCCUCAGAGCACACACUUAGAUACUUGGUGCAAUAAAUUUAACCAUGAAGAGCAUCUGUCAAAUACGAGUCUACUUUUUUAUUAUUGUUAUACUAUGCUAAACGCUCAACUGUUGUUUUUUUUUAAUAAUUUAAUAUUUUUUGAAAAGAACGGAAACGAAACUUCUCGAAACGUCUCUGAGAAUAAAUUCCAAUUUAAUUCCUUUAGAAAUUGAUAUAAAUUAAUAAUGCACAAGAAUAAUACACCUAUCUUUUGAAAUUUGUUUUUAAAAAUAUUUUAUGUAAAUUGAUUAUGUUUUACGCUUCAAAAGUUUAAAUAUCAAGUUUGGUAAUAAUUCUUUUAUUUAUAUUUAAAAAUAAUUUUUUUCAUAUUAGUACGAAAAAAAAAACUGAAAAUAGUGAGAUACAAUUCCACCGGGAGACAGGAUAAUGUUGUUAGUAUUCAUGUUGCAUUGUACUUCUACUUGCAGUGACAUAAUAUUAUUUAAAAUUUGAAAAGCAUAAUUAAAAUAUUAACGUUCCCUCUAAAAUUAUAAUAUUUUCUCAUCGUUUUAGGGAAUUCAUAAUACUAUUUAUAUAUUAGUAGCACAAAGAAGUGUAAAAGGGAUGGCUUGUUCAUUCCUUCACUCAGAAUAUUAACAUGACUUACUAACGAAAUAUUACAUCUUAAUUAAAAUACCUUAGGAAUACAACGUUUAUGUUAUAUUAUACAUACAUUAAAUAAGGUAUCAUAGGUAAUUAAAAUAAUAACUCCCUAUAUUUAACCGAAAUAUUACACAUGAAAAGACCACAAACAAGACGAAAAGAUUCUGUAUAGAAAGACAUUUGGACGGUGAACAGCAAUAUGUGCCAAUAAAACAACUGGUAUUCGAAAUGGAAAGUUGGAAAUGAUUGCUUGUUGCAGCUCAGGUUCUACAGGGUUCUACAACGACUAUUUUUUCUAGUUCGUGUGUAAGUUUACAAAAGUAGUUAUUGAAAGUUUACGGAAAUAGUGGUUUUAUUAUUUUAAAUUUGAUUUUUUGUUGUUAUUUGGUUAAAAAUAACCGUAGAGACACGAAAAGUUUACAAAAUACUUAUAUUGGCGUUUUUUCGACGUGAUAAAAUGCUCAAGAUAUUCUUACGACUUUGAGCUAUUUACAAGCAUUUAAAAUGUUUAGAUCAUUGAAAGAGCGAUGCGACGUUAUGGUAGUAGCGUAGGGGGAGUUAAUCAGGUGGUGAUGCAGAUGAAGAGUAAUUAUAAUUACAUUGAAUGGCGGUGUAUUUUAAAAGCAGCAUAACGUAUAACGUUAUGGUGCAUUUAUUCACCUAAGUUCAAAUUUUGACGAACAUUAUAAAAAUCACUGCAUUUUAAAAUGUAAAAAAAAAUGUAAAUUUACUUUACUCAGAACAGUAUUUCGUCAGCAAUGAUUUAUACAGAUAUAAAUUAAAUAACUUUAGAUAUUCUACACUAUCCCACCUGCCCACCUAUAACAGUGACAGUAUCAGCUUUUGUUUUCCUAUUUAUAUUAGUCCAUUUUGUACGCCUUUUAAAAUAAAUCUUACCCUCUAAACUGUAAGAAUCAAAUAAUUAUAUUACAGACUAGUAUUUUACACACCUAAUUCAACAAAUAUCAUAGUCGAAUAAAGCUACUAAACUUUCUAAUGAACUACUAUACCAGCUUCUUUCGGAAUACUCCAAAAUUGAGAACUAUAAAGAUAACGAUUUAAGAAAAAUGUCAAUAUUAUAAUAAGUGGCAUUAAAAACUUUGAACGUGAACCACUUGAGACAAUAGCUUGUGAUGUGAAGUGUGUUGUCGUUUUAAAAGUUUGGAAGCCGUAAGUUAUUAUCGAAUUUUAUCCUAACCAGAAAACAUUGUUUUAUAUAUAUAUUGUGUAUAUUAGGGUGUUUCAGAAUUUUUUUGUUUUAUCAUAUGUUUUUCUUCUCGUAAUAUUAAGUUCCUUAGAGCUAAAUAAUGUUCCCCAAUUUUUUCAGAUUAUUUUUUAGAUUUGUUAAGGUCACGAAUAUCGUUUAUAGGAAAAAAAGUUAAUUUUUUUUUGUUUUUAUUUUUUAUGCGUGUAAAUAAUAAUUUUUAAGGAGGAUCUUAAGAUCAAAAAUUAUCAUCAGAAAAAAAUAAACAUACUAAUAUUUUUUUUCAAAUUAAAAAAUCUACAUUUUACCUUUUGUUUAGAAAUUUAAAAAUACAUUUUUGAAUAAUUUUGAUAAAUCAACCCUUUUAACCACCCAUAAAUAUAUUUUUAUGGGUUGAAAAUAUUUUUGACUUGUACUCCGUUUAGUUACCGAGAGAAUGGUUAAACUUGCUUAUUGAGUUACACACAUGAUAUAACUUCAAAUCUAAUUAUUUUUACAAUUUUAUAGUUUAAUGGAACUAAUUCUUUUACUGUAAACUAUGAAAUAUGUAGAUUGUAGGUACAUAGCUAAGUAUACCUAGCAGAGUGAAUAGAAAAUGAAAAUAAAUAAUUAAAUAAUAAAUAAAAAUAAUAACUGAACACUUAUUAUGGAAUAAAUACUCGUAUGAAGAAUAAAUAAAGGUGCAAUAUUGAGUAGUUUAGAAUUUGUUUUCCUUUUUUGUGCAAACUAGAAAAAUUAUAUUGCAUAUAGAAAUUUGUUUUUCUGUUAUGUGUAGGUAAAGAGAAUUAUGUAAAAUGAUCAAUUUUAAUGGUAAACUGACAGCAUUUUUAUCCACACUUUUUCGUCACAAGUUCCUACUAGUCAUUAAAUUAAUUUCCUUUUACUAACUGUUUUUCUCAUUAUUUAAUAUUAUUUAUUAAAUUUAUGGAAAAACAAAAAAACGUUAAUCAAACACGAGAUAUAAUCGACCUGACAUCGGAAUUUAUACUUAAACUGUCAAAUAACCAAAUCUUUUUUAAAAAUUUAUAAACAAUUUUUAAUUUGAAAAAAAUAUUAGUAUAUUUACUUUUUUCUGUUGAUAAUUUUUUAUCUUACGAUCCUCCAUUAAAAUUAUUAUUUACACGCAUAAAAAAUAAACACAAAAAAAAAAUUAACUUUUUUUCCUAUAAACGAUGCUCGAAACAUAACAAAUCUAAAAAGCAAUCUGAAAAAAAUUGAGGAACAUUCUUAAAUUCUAAAGAACACAAUAUCACGAGAAGAAAAAUGAUAAAAAAAAAUUCUGAAGCACCCUAAUAUACACAAAUGAAAUAGAGUUUUUAUUUUAAACUUUAUAAUCUAUAUUACAAAUAUUUAUUUUCCUUUAAAUUUUCACUAUAGAGGUAGUUUGUGUUAUGCAACUUUGCAAGUGGAAUUUUAUUUAUCUUAAUAUUUAUGUUUAUAUAAAUUUUUCGUUAAAUAUAAACACCAAACGUCUCUUUUUCUUUUUCUUCUCCUUCAUCUCAACUAUUUGGGGUCAGCCAAAUGUCUAAUAAUAUAAUAUAAAAUAUCUUGGACCUUCCUGCCAUGUCCAAUCACAUGUAUACAUAUAACUGUAAAACGAAUAAUUUGUAUUAAUAUUAAAUUGAAAUAUUCAUAUGCAUAAUAUUUUUAAUAAAACUUCCAUAGAAUUUUAAAAGUUAACAUUUUUUUAUUAUUUCACGAUCUCAAAAAGAAAAAUUCAAUCAAGCUGCAGAAUUCUCAAAAAAUUCAAUAUAAAAAUUCAUCUUCACUACUCGUUUCGAAAAUGUAAAAACCUAGAAUUUUUUUUCUACAUACGAUUUCGCAUAUUUUACUAUUAACAUACAAACACUUGAGUUCGACGUGAAAACAAUUUUAAUUACCUAUUGGAAAACAUCACCGUGUCGAAUUUGAUAAAAUAAUAUUGUGGGAAAUUUGUUUUAGAUGGAGAGUUUUUAUCGCAAUUUAUUAGCACACUGAUAGCGAUAUGUAUAAGUAUCAAAAUAAGUAAUAAUUUAACUCAAAAGUUCUGAUUAGCUUUAUAAUGCUAGUUAAUUUCGUGUUGAUUUAAAAUAUAUUUCACAGAUAAUUUUUUUAAUGCCGUGGUAUAUUUCUCUUUAUCAUAUUCAAAUUUCAAUUGCUCAAUAAUAUUAAAACACUAUAUUAUUAUUGUUAUGCCAUACCCGACCUAAGACUACAAGUAAAAUAAUGCUUACUUUAAAGAAUAUCGAAAAAUUAAUUUUGUAGAAAAAUAGGUCAUAUGACAACAUAAUAUAAUAAUGUCCUCGUUGUAUGGUUGUAAAAAGAUUUUAUCUUCAUAAUAAAUAAAAAUGAUUCACCGAUUCAACGAUAAUAUACUGCGCGCAGCAGUCUUUCCAACUAUUUAGGUAUUUUAUAACGUGUAACACGUACAGUCAUUAUCGUGCCCCCUCCAAUGCAGUUUAUGGAUCGUAUAAUAAUCGUCGUUUUAAACUCGGAUGAUGGUAAAAAUCCCUCUCGGUACAUUAUUAUUUCUAUCGCGUACACGAUAGGAUUAGUUUUUAUAUACAUAUAAACACGCCGCGGUUCGCGAACGAUAAACUUUAUAACAUGCGAACGGCGAUUAUUAAAGACUGUCUCCUCGGGUCUGGAUAAAAGUAUAAUAAUUCGCUAUCGCACGGAACGGCCAAAGUGGUUUUUAUUGGUGAGAUAUGGGGUGGUUGUCAAUUUUGUCCGACUCGGUAUGAUCAAAAAAAUACAAGAAAAAAUUGAUAUCGCACAUUAUUCCUAUCAGAAUCUAAAAAUUGUAAAAACAAUUCUUAAACUUUUCACGUUUUAGACAUAUUUUGUGUAGGUAUAAAACGCUAUGUUUUUUUAUGAAUUUCGAUUGUUCAUAGGAAACGCGCGAAUGUUUUAUCUACAAUCUAGAUGAUCCAGUCUGUUUUAUUUAAUUUUUUUUUUUUGGGGGGGGGAGAGAGCCUUCAAUCGACUUUGCCGCCAAUCGACGGUAUAAAGUAAAUCAAAUAAGGUCGCGUAACAAUAUUAUCAUGACGACGACGAAUAUUGAUAAUAAUAAUAAUAAUAAUAAUAACAAACAUAACCUUAUAUUGAAGUGAUGGGCAUCGGUCGAAAAGUAUAUGCCUAUACGCGUAUUAUAUUACUGACUACUAAACCGGACUACCGGAGACUGUGUUUUUAUUUGUCCCGAAUAUUUUCGGUACCAAUAUUGGUUUUUUUUUGUUUUCUGCCGGCCGGCCAGAUGAGAAAACCUCUAAUAUCAUAAAAUAUAAGUGUAUGUAGGUACCCAGUGAUGUAAACAUAAUAAUAUGUAAAUAUGACGUAUGCAAACAAUAAUAUCACAGGCGCGCGCACACACAAGCACACGAUCAGCGGAUAUUCGUCGGGUCGAAACGUACACAAUAAUAAUAAUAAUAAUGUAUACACGAGCGUUAAAUUUGUCCUCUGCGCACAACCCGACUCUAAUCAGUCGGUAUAAUUGCGCGACACCGUCUGAGUGAAUAUUUCGUGGUGGGUGAUGAGGGAAGUUUGACAAACCGCCAGUAUAAACAAUUUGUUUUUCCCGCUUUAAACCAAUUUUAUAUGUAUCAAGAUAUUGUAAAACCAAAAAAAAAAAUGUUUAAAACCCCUCUCUCAGUCAUUGUCACCGUAUUAGCCUCGUAUCGUCCUCGCCGAUCCAACCGAAAUACCUGGUUUUUCGUAGUAUUUAGCAGUUUGUUGUUAACGAUGAUCGGUCAACACAUAAUAUAUGUCUCCCGGACUAUUGAUAGAGAUUAAUAUCUCUAUCAAUUAAUUUAUUAUUAUUUUUGUAAAUGUGUUUAUUAAUUUUUAUGAUAUUUAUAUACCAAAAUGAUAAUAAUAUUUUAAUAUUUGAACAUCUUUACUAAACUUACUGAAGUAUUUAAGACAAAUUUCUCAUUAAAAUGUUAAAUUUUACCAUAAAACUUAUAUCGUAUUCAAUUUUUUCAUAAUUAACUAACCUAUCAUAAUAUUUAAUUAGUACUAUCCAUUUAGUUUAUAGGGUUAAUAGCAUCUCAACAAUAAUUUUAAACGGUUUAAUGGUCAUAUUUUAAAUUAUGCAUAAAACAAUAAUUUUAACAGUGAAGACCUUUUUUUUUUUAGAGAGAUAUUUUUAUCCUGGACCAACCAGGGAGAUACUUGUAUGCAGUGUAACUUUUUUUCUUUUUUUUUCUAUUUUAGUCGGUUAAGUUAAGUUGGAGAAUCGGUCAACUUAAGUCAUCGUAGCUGCGGGUAUAUAAAACGAAUAAAUGUUUGCUAUUUUGUUUUUCUAGAACGUUAAUUUAUACGAUAAACCACGUGGAGCGCUGCAAUACUAUCGCUCAUCAGUGAGAGUAUUUUCUUUUACAUACAUAUUACAUUACUUACUCUAUAAUAUAUAUGUAUGUAUAUAAAAUUUAAACUUUCUAAUUUAAUUUCGCAAACGGUGAGUAUAAAAUAUUUUUUCUAUCCGACUACUACAAUUAAAUUAAAUUCAGAUACUUUUAACGGUAGGUAGGUCGGUAUAUAUUUGCCAAUUCCGUGCACGUACGUUGCGCGUAUCGUUUUUGAUUAUGCGCAUUUAAUUUUUGCAGUUUUCUCGUCCGAACUUUAUAGUUAUCGAAAGUACUGUAUUAUAGAUGCUGUAAUAUUUACAUUCAAACGAUAUCAUAUGUAUUUAUUCAAUUUCCCAUCUGUUCCGCGAAAGUAUUCAGAUAAUUUUAAAAUGUUGAUUGUUAUAAUUCACGAAUAAAUAAUAAUUAAUAAUCAUUAUUCAAAAACAUGAAAUAAGGUUACCUAAUACAUGUUUCCUGUUGUAUAAAAGUUAUAUAACUAAAAUAAAAAGGUUUGGGGACAUAAUUUUAUUAUGCCAACUAUCACACUUGGCCAAGUAAUCGGAUAAAACUCCUGAAAACAUGCUAAAAAUUUUUAUAAAGUUUACUUAAAAACGACUUCCACUCUUUUGAAAUUGAACCCUUCAAAAUUUAAUUUUUUGGGGGUUUAAAAAAGAUAGAUACAAUUAAACGAAAAAAAGAACUGAUAUCCGUAACCCCUUAAUAAAUUAGUGAAAGUCUUACCGUUAACGUGGCUAUUAAAAUGUAAAAAUAAAUUUUUCGUUUUACAAAAUUUGGAAAAUCAGCACCCAACUCAACCUCUAAAAGCUAUAAUAAUAAAUUACACGCAGUCAAUUUUAAAUUAUUUUUCAGUAUGUAUACGGAUAUUGAAAAUUAAUCAUUAAUUCAACAGCGCCUAUUAAAAAUUUAUUCGAUUACGAUGAUAAUAAUAUUUUUUUCGCGAUGUUUGUAUUUCAUAUCUAUAAAAAAAAAAGGAGAAAAAAAGAAAACCAUUAAAGUGAUCUUUAUAUAUAGUUAAUCGGGUUCGGAAGUUAUAAUAUUAUUCCCUUUGAUAUUCCAGUCAAAUUUUUCCCGACAGCCACGGACUUAUUCUAUAUUCAUAAUACAAUAAUACGAGGAUGAUGUCUGCAGAACGAGAGAAAAAAAUAUAUAUCAUAUAUUAUUGUGUUAUUAUUUCGGGUACAUGAUUUUCGACUCAAAACAACGUGCGUUGUAUUUUACAUAUACGUACAAAGUUCAACUAUUGUUAAAACUGCCACAUCCGUUUGAACAUUAUUCUGUUUUUACAGCCGUUUUCUUCGAAAAUGUGCACAGUCUCGUGGCUAUAUAUUGUGUAUUAUUUUCAUGUUUCAGGCUUAUCAAAAAAUUACACGUGCGUUGUUAACACAAUUCAAAUAUUUUAAUUAUACUUACCUUUUGAUAAUUAUGACGUGCAUGUUAUGUAACUUUAGCCGUUUUUAUGAUGUUAGAUAUACUUUGAUUGAAACCUUAAGUUUGUUUAGUAAUUAGCAAUAUUUCAACACUUUUUGUCGCGAAAACCUGUAGCGAAAAAUGUUUUGUCGUUAGUAUAUGCAUUAUUCGUAUCGUCAAAGGCAAUAAAAUUUAAUUUUACAUCCCGGUAGAUUACGUUACGGAUGCAUGUUAUUUUAUUAUUAUUAUACUAAAACAAAUAAUUUCAAACAUUGUAAUUGCGUGGAUAACACAUAUAUCAUUAUAGAUAACAAAUUCACUGUUGUUUAAUGGGUCACAUAGUUUAAUCAAUUUGGUUUUAAAUAAUUGUUAACGUUUAAACGAGUAGGUACAUGUGUGACGGGCAUUUCAAAAAAUGUCUAAAACUUCGAGUCUAUACAUGGUAUUAUGAUACGCACUACACAAUGGUCAGUUUAUUUACUUUUAUUAAAGUAAAUAUGAUCAAAGAAAUGGACUCCUCUCGUUCCUACUAGCUAAGCACAAAAUUAUUUGUAAGCAUUUGGCCAUGGAUCAGUAUAAUGCAUAUUUAUAUUCUGUAAAUUAAUUACGUAAUACGUAUCGCUGACGAGUGAAAUAAUUUCGAAAAGCGUAUUCGCUGUGAUUAAAUAUAUAAACUUAAUUAUUUCAAUCGAAUGAUUAAUUAUUUAUACGAUUGUAUAUUGGUGAAAAAUACCAAAAUACGAGUGUUAAGACAUUUAUUAUGUAUAUUAAGAAUAUUAUUAUAGUUAUUAUUAUUAUUAUUUGUAUUAUUGUUAUUUUUGUUAUUGUUAUUAGUUUAAUCAGUAUUAAUAACUAGUAUGAUGUUCAUUUUGAUUUCUUAAAACUGUGUCAUUACAAUGUUCUAGUUGCGUGUUUAUUGCUUUUAUAUUUCUGUUGGUAGGUACAUAUAAAACAUUAAAAUACUGAAUAAUAAUAUUGUAUGUUUACGAGGAAUAAUAAAAAAAUAAAUUGAUACUCCCCACUGUUGUUGAUGGAUAGUUGUAGGUGAAUAGACAAGGUAGAAUUCACAGGGCAAUUCAAUAUAUACUGUAUAAAAUGACAAAUCAUUGAAAACGAAAACGAUUCUGAGUGGAGUAAUAUUAAUCGUAUUUUCCUUGUUUCCAAGGGAACCUACUUGAUCUAGAUAUCUACAAGAAUUAAAAAAAAAAGAACUAGGGUGUACACUGGUUAUAAAAUAAAAAUGUCGAUAAAUAUUCAAAUAAAAUACCACUGACUUGUUUGAUAUAAUGCGUUAAAAGUCGGUAUUUUUUCCUAAUCAAAAAAAAAAUGUUGAAACAUUUUAAAAUAAUUUUAUUAUUUAUGAGUGGAGAGUUUAUCUUGUAAUUAAUUUCACGUUUAUUUUUUAACUUAAUUUAUAUAUAAUAUUAUAGAAUGUAUAUAAUGUAUAUUGUAUACUGUAUACCAUAGAGUAGUCCUUAUUUCUGAAGUUUCAAUUUUUUUGAUUUUUUGACCCGCAACUAUUUUCACUAUCUAUUAUAAUUAGAAAAUAAUUUUAGUUGCAAUUUUCAAUGCAUAUUUUAAAUAAAUCUUAUAUUAGACUUUGACCAGUAAAAAUGUUUUCAAAUAAAGAAUUUCUAUAUACUUAAAUGUGUUUAAUAAUGUGAAUCGUUUAGGUAAUUAAAACACUAUAUUUUUUUUAUGAUUUUUAGGAAUAUUUUUUUAGUCAUCACAUCACCAUCUCCAACUAUCUCUAACUACCUUGUAAAAAAAAAAUUUAAAAUUACACAAAAAAAAAUAUUUUGUUUCUUUGUCGAUCAGUAUUCAUUUAGUUAUUUGAAUUGACUUCAAUAUUUUAGACUCGGAGCGUAUUUUUUUUUCGUAUUAUUAUAAAAUUUAUAUUUAUAAUUUAUAUAGUUUACCUACGUUAUGAUUUAUGAUUACAGAUCCUAUACAGAAAAAUAAAUGUUCUCGUUUUUUUUUUUUUUUUUUUUUUUUUAAAUAUUCCAAACAUAGGAAAGUAAAAAAUAAUAAUUUUUAAGAAAGAGCUGAUACUACUGAUGGGUGUGCCACUGUUAAAGUUGGGAAGGCAAAAUACAUAAAGUUCUUUAAUUCAUAUUUUUACGCAGCAAUAAAUCAUUGCUAACGAAAUAAGAUUCCGAGCAAAGUUUAGUUAAAUAUAUUUUAAAAUGCCACGUUAUUUUUUCGAUUUUCAUCAAAAUUUGAACUUUAAACAUGCAUAAAAAAAAACUUCAAAAACAAUUUAUCCACUUAAUAACAAAUAAAGACUAAAGAAAAACUACAAAAUGUAAAAUGUCUACAAAUAACCAUCAAAUCGUCAGAAUAUUUUCCUUUCCUCCCUCCCCCAUUAUUAUGAAAAUUUAAAUUAAAAUCAAUAGAAUACCGUCCCAAUACAUCAUGAAGUUAGAUACAAUUUAGUUUCAGAAAAAUGCUACUCUUGAAAAUCUGAGCAAUAUUUCUAGCAUAAAUGUUGCUUACAACCAAAAAAAAAUACACACAUGUCAUAUUAAAACGUAUACAUCCCUUACAGUGUUCCGAAUCUAAAACACGAACGUUAUAUUUUUUACAUUACAUUGUUUAUUUUGUAAUGUCAACUCGGCGAAAACUGUCUUCACUUAAAAAUGUUAAUGUAUCAAAUAUGGUAUAUAGUUACUAUCAUUUAUAUGCAUAUAUACAAAUAUAUGUAUAUGAUUACCUGUAUCACUUGUAGUAGAUAUUACAUAAUUCUGCAUCUACAAACAUUAAACAACGGGUUCAGCAUUUUAUUUGCACUAUCGUUAUCACGAGUAUGAAUAAUAUUAUAUACGAAUUGAAACACAAAAUCUGUUAUGGAUACAGUUUACAACAACCGAGAGUUUUAACAUGAUGAUGAGUGAUGAGCUUUGAUUAAAUUAAACGGGAACAGAAAUUGUUACUAAAUCGCGGGAAUAAAUUUUUUAAUCAAUAUCACGGUGUUUUAAUGUUUUAUUAUAAGAAAAUUACAAUAUUUUGUUUGAUAUUAUCCAUAAUAAUAUUAUUUUUAUCAAGCCCUAUAAACAGUAUUUUUUACAGAAUCAAUGUAUAUAAUACUAUUUGGGGUGAGGGUAUGUAGUAUUUUGACGUUGAACUUAUUUGAAAAAAACUAAACUUAACCUUUUAUUAUACAAAAUCCGAGCAAGCGUGAGUUAUGAACAUCUUUGGGUAAAUUAUAGAAAAUUGUCAAACUUUACAAUUUUAAUAAGUAUAAAGAAUAGGUACAUUUUACAUUUAGAGCCUAAUGAUCUGUUUUGCGAUGGUGGGGUACCGAGAGGUUUGUUGUCCACGAAAACUGUCUCGUGUCUCCUAUACAGAAAGAUAAAUACGACUUUCUAUUGUUGUUGCAUUUAAUCGCUGCGAACAAAGUUUUCAACGAAGAGGUAAAAAUAAACGGACGAAAUGAAAAUAAUAAUAUAUUGUUGACUGACGUGUCUGCCGGCUGCUACCGUCAUAAUAUAUUAUUUAUUAACUCAACGAAACAAGAGUAGGUAUAAAAAAUAAUACCGUUAUAAGAAAUCUAUAAUAUUUAAGUUGUUGAAUUUUUCUUUUUAUUUAUUAUAUAUUAUUUAGUCAUAGGUAUGCACACAAUAUUUUAGGUAUUUUAUAACCAUGCUCCGAAAAAUCUUCAAACCAUUGCUUACUAAAAACGAUUCUAAACGGAAUUCAGUUGAUAAUAAUAUUUUGUCAAUAAUAUAUACGUAAUAUUAUGGUAAAAAAAUAAUUAAAUAAGCAUUAUAUAUUUUAUUUAAUAGUAUUUGUUAAUAUAGUACUGGUUUUCCCGUUUUCCCUACGUUUUCCCUGUUUGUCCUAUGUUUUUCCACGGUUUUUCACAUUUGCUGGGAAAAUUCUUGGAAAAAUCGAAAAACAACCUCCUUAAAAUACCACCUCAAGAAAAUUCCUUUUUAGAAAAAAGUCUACAUCGUAUACAUCAGAGUAAGCUUUCUGGUAGAAAAAGUAUUCACAUUAAGAAAAAAAAAUAAAUAUCUGUGUAAAACCAAUACAUUUUUCACUAUACUCAGAAUCUAAAAAAUAGUAAAAACCAUAUCCGAAAGUAAAAUUUCUAUUAGAAACGAUUGUUAAUUAUUUACUUAAAUUCCACCAAGGCGAAAUGCUAUAAAAUAUAUAAUUGUUUUGUUUUUGUGAAAAUUUCAAAUUAUGCAGUACACAGUCAUUUUCAAAAACGCAUAGACCUCAUACACAAUAAUAAGAAUAUAGAAGCCAACGCUUUAUUUUAAUUUUCGAUUAUAUAAUAAUAAUAUUCAAUCUGUUCGUACAAUUCAAGUUAUUCGGUUUUUCAUUCAUAUUUAAUGUUGAAAAUAAUGUUAGUACAAGGAAAUUUUAUCUUAUUAAUGAAAUAAAUAUCAGUUCAACGGUGAUUAUAACAAUUGUGAAUUCGUGUUUAAUCUUCCAGCGUAACAUCAUUGUAAUUUAUAUAUAACAAACAAUUUUUAACGAUACCCGGUGAUAGUGUUAAGUUUUUCAACCAUAUCGUCUGACAAUUUAUACUCUUGUUUAUUUAGUGUCUGUAGUUUAAUUUAUCGUGUACAAGUACCUACGACUUAUGAUUUGUGUUGUUAGACUUUUUUUUUUUUUUUCGAAUAAUUAUUCUGGAUUUUAAAAUGUCCCGGUCGUAACGGUGGCGGCGGUAAGUACACCUACUUUUAAUUAAGGCGAUUAAUCAAAGCGUUAAUAUAUAGGCAUAAUGCACUUAAAGAACAUGACUGAACAAAAUCCGGCCAUAUAUCGUACCAUGGUAAGGCUACUGUUAUAGGUACGACGCUAGGAAGGUAGAAAAAAAGAGAUAUAAGUUAUAAUUUUAACCUAACCUUAAAAUAAAAAAAUUAUAUGAGCGGAGCUCGUUAAAUUGAUAAUAAGGCUAUUUUAUAUAUUAUGUAGUGUUUAUUUCCUCUCUUGUACAACUAAAGUAACCGAGAAAUCAACAAAAACAAUAUGUAUAUUAUAUAUGAAUAAUAUUAAUAAUAUUUUGGGGUUUUUUUGAAUUGCAUUUUAAAAAAAAAAAAUAUUCGGAAUAUAGAUAUUUUGUUCAAAUAAAGCAACACUAUUGACAGAAAAUCCACUUUUUAAGACAUAAGUACUGUACAAACAGCUUUUACUAACUAAAAUUAGGGUUUUCAUGGAUAACACAAAUCUUAGUAUUAACUAUUUGAGCUUUUUCGCUACUCUCGAAAUUCUUUACAACUACACUGGCUCUUAUAUUGUACGAUACAAUUUAAUUUUCCCUCUAUAUCCUACCUUUACAACUUCCCAACUUCUCACUAACAACAAUGAAUACACCCGUCCCCAUUAUCCUAGGACAUUUUUUUUUUUCAUAAAUCUUUAAUCAUAAGUCUUUAAAUUAUUAAUACCACCGUGGAAAAACUUUCAUGGCACUGCUUCAUUAUUUUUAUGAUGAAUGUAUUAAUUUUGUGAAAUUCAAACUAACCUGCAUUUUGAAAGGUGUGUUAAAUAAUAAUGCGAUUAUGAUUGGCCGUCUAACAUAAUUUUAAUUCACACGUUAUUACACCCCGUUGGAAUACAUAAUCUCGCGUAUAGUUCACAAUAAUUAUCAUUAUCGAUUCGUGUUCAUCCGCAAUAAUUUUAUAAUUAGCAUUAUGAAGGAUUUUAUUCGGACAUAGAUUUAAAAAGUCAAUCGAAUUGAUUAAAAGUCAAACACCAAUAAGAGCUGGACAAAACAACUAGAUUUACUAUUUCGGUGCAUAAUUACUAUACAACGAAGAACAUGACAAAAUUACAUUCCGUACAAUAAUAGAUUGUGGCAUUUUAUAAACUGGGCAGUAGUUAUAAUUACAAAAAGUUAAUAGUUAAGUUACGAGUUUUUUUUGAUAAUUUUUAACUAAAUUAUUUCUGAUUUUUUUUUUUGGCGAUUUUUAACUGCCUGUUUUGUUAAUUUAUUUUUCAAUGAAAUUACGUUUAUAUCAUUAUCACAUAAAAUAUGAGCAUGUGACUUACACAGAAUAUCCCGAACCACUCGAUUGUUAUAUUAUAUUAAGUAUAUUCAAGUCUAUAUAAAUAUUGCAAUAGAAAAUACGUAGUAAACUUUUUUAAGUUCAUAAUAUAGGUACAGGAAAGUACAUGGAUGAACUGAGAAUUUUUGAUUAAGAGCUGCUAAACUUAAAAAUACAAAAGGUAGUUUUAAACAUUUAACUCAACCAAGUUAUAAUUUUCCUGAAAUUAUUCAACUUAACUUAAUCACUCAGAUUUAUUUACACUUUACAACUAACUUUAAGUUAGUUAUUUAUUAUAGUUAAUUUGUUUUGUGAUAACUUAAAUUAGUUAAAAAAAAUUGGUUAUUUUGUCUAGCUUUGGAAAUGUGUGGGUUCAGAAUCCAAACAAAGAUAACGAAAUGCACAGAGGGGUACAUUUCAAAAGCAAACAUUUCUGUUUUUUUCUAAAAUACUAUCAAACAAAAUAAUUAUAAGCCCAUAAGGUUAAUGUUUGUUGUUCUUUUUUUUUUUUUGUAAAAAGCUGCAGUAACCUUUUUUGUUCGACAGUAUUUUAGAAAAGCGGCGGUAUUGGCGUUUCUUUACUUAUUUUAAAAAAAAAAUUGUAUAUUAUAUCGAUAUUAAUACACGAUUACAAAAUUAUGGAAUUUUAAUAAUUCUGUUAGCUAAACGGUUUUGUUAUUUUUUUUUCUUUUUCUGUCGAAUAAAUUAUAUUAAAAUAUUUAACAUAUGACGCGUCGAUGUAAAUUAGUUUAAUGGGUAAUUUAUGAAUAAUUGAACCGAUAAUAAAAUGACAAUUUUCUACAUAAAGAAAUGCUUAUGUCGAUGAUGUUAAUAACCCGCAGCAAGACUACGGCAAUAAAAGAGAAAGCAAAAAAUCCAAAUAACAUCUUACGACCUUUUUCGCAAUUAUUUCGUUUUAAUUAUAUUUGUUGGUUAAUCCAUAUAAUUUCCGGAUUACGUUAAAACUGUAAACUGCAAUGUAUUGUAGGUACCUCUUAGAACUUGUUAAAAACGUCUGCUUGUGCAUAAUCUACUUACUUACACCUACGCACAUACAUAUAUUAUAACUUUUUGACACGUGUCAAGUAAAAGUACAGAUGCAUUUAUUUUUACUUUUCAGUGAAUAUAAUAAUUAUAAGUAUUUUAUAUAGGUACGUUCACGUGAUUUAAUGAUUGUUUCGUUAUCAUGUUAAUUGUUUUAAUUUUUUUUUUUUGAUAUCACUAUACUCGUAGGUACUAUAGUCAUUACGCAAUUAAAAUAAAAAUGGUAGCGUUAGAGAGUGACAAUCCGUCGGUUUUGAAUUCAAAGAAAAAUACACUUAUUUAAGAUUCAAAAGAUAUAAUUAUCGAGAGGAAGAGUGUAGAGAGAAAUAGAGAGAGAGAGAGAAAGAGGUGGCAUGGUAUGACGAAAUAAUACAGAUGACCGAUAAACUUAUAUACAUUUUAGCACUUAACCAGUUACAGAUUCGCGCAUAAAUAACUACCAGCAGUAAUUAUUAAAAAAUAAAAUAUACGCUCUAAGGACAUUGCAUACACGGGUUUCUAUAAUAUUCCUUCGUAUUUACUAUACCACGGUGGGCGCCAAUUGUGUUUUGUCCGAUAAAAUAUAUCAGGUGCAUAUUCCCAGAGUUGGGUAGGAUUUCUAAUCGCUGAAGUCCAAAAUGCGAUUUUUAAAAUCAAAUUUUAAGGUUUUUUUGAUUUUCUUUGUAGUUUUUUGAAUAACUAAGCAAAACCAAAAGAUACGUAAAAAAGUACGAGAAAAUUAACAAAAAUAAUUAUUUUGUUUCUUUUGUUGUAAUCGAUUAAAAAUAAUUUAAAACAUAUAUUUGCUUUUUUUUUAGACGUGGUAAAAUUGUCAAAACAUUUGAGCUAUUUUUGAGCUAUUUACAGAAAUUUAAUUUUUCAAGUUUUUUACGUAAUUUUUAUUUUGUUGAUACUCUGUAGAUAAAAUUUUAAACUGAACAAAAAUAUUUAAAAACUUGACAAAAGGUUCAUCAUAAGUAGUACUUGGUGGUCAAAAAUAAAAAUUGAGGGUAAUGUAGAAUUUUUAUUUUUAUAAGAGUUUUAAAAUCAAAUGUUGACGGAAAUCGUAAAUAUUACGGCCUUUCAAAACAUGUACAAUUGAACUUUGCUCUGAAUCGUUUUUCAUUCGCAAUGGUUUAUCGUUGGUUAUAGGUAUAAAUUAAAUAACUUUAAGUAUACCACCUUCCUAAUGACCUACCUACUAAAGUCACCGCAUCCGUAUCAGCUUUUUUAAAAAAAUGUUUACUAUUUAAAAAUCGAAAUUGGUAUAAUUUAUUAAUGGAACUUUGUGUCAUUUUACUUAAUUUGUUAAUUUUCCAAAUAUUCCGGAUAUUGUAUUUUGGAUUUUAAAAACCCAUUUAUAAGGAUUUUCUGUUAUCGCUGCGUAUACCUACGAAUUAUGAAGUUACCGUAGUAACAGAAAUAAUCGCAUACAUGGGUUUAAUGUUUGAUAUCUUUCCACGAGGGUAAUUAAACUCAUACAAUUGCAUUAUAAUAAUAAUAUUAAAAUAAUCGUUGUGUACAUGUAAAUACAAAGUAUCUUUCAUUUUCGGUCUUUGGCAUGAUAAUAGUUUCGGAAACACAACCGUAUUGGACACGCGCUUAUUGUAGAUUCGAAAAAUUUUUUUUUUUUAUUAGUUUAUUGAUAUUUGUUUAAAUCACUGUUGGUAACGAAUUCGUAUACUCUAUAAGCACCAAAAUAAAGUUCAAUUUUUUUCAGUAAUCUCUCGAAUUUUGUGCCACGAAAUAUACUCGUAUUUAACCAGAUGAACUUUUACUAAAACUAUAAGGCAACAAAAUUAAAAAUAAAUAAUAAUAUCAACGAUUUUGUUCUGGUAUCGACGUAAUCAAAUCAACAUGAAGUGAGUGAACUGGGGGAAUGAAACCGAUUUAAAGAAAACGAUAUGUCUACUGAAAUAUUAUAACUAAAACGGAAAUAAUAUAUCCCGCGACGUUCGAAUAUAAUAUACCUAGCGUAUUAUACUAUUUUUGUUUGAUGUAUUUUGUUUACUAGUCGCAAACGGAACAGGAGUUUGUUACACAGCAGUGAUACACAUUGCACGGUACCAUAAUUUUGCCCACGAGAGUUUGGAUCGAUUAAUAUUCUCCGAACCACGUAAAUUUUUUUUUUUGUUUAUUUAUAUUUUUAUUAUUAUUAUUAGAACCACGGUAAAGUGCAUUUUAGUAUACAGAACCACUUCCUUUGUAAUGAUGUUGCAGUUCGUAUACGUCGUUUAGCUUAAUAAAACUACAUGAUUAAUGGUGUUUAUUUUCCGUGUAGACUGACGUUCGGUCCCUUGUCACCACGCAAAAGAGAGCGUUUAGGUCGAAAACAUUAACUUUUGUUAACCUAACCUGUACGCAUCCGAUGUGCAGACAAUAAAUCGUUACACGAUUUUUUUUCCUCUCCUUUUCCCCCACGAUACACAGUGGAAAAAAACAAAAAUAAAAACGAUAAAUUAAUGAAGAUAAUCGUAUUAAUGCGAAAUAGAUACUUUUUUUUAGUUUUAUUACAAGCUUAAACAUUGAGAUGCAUUAUAAUUGUACUAUGACGAAUAUCUUUUUUUAGGAGGCAUUAUUUUUUUUUUCUCUCUGCAAUCAACUUUUUAAUAUGAAAUCUCGCGCUUCGAUCAUCAACUUUCAAGAGGUUAUUUCUAAUAACAAAUUUUUGUCUUUAAUAUUGAUACUUUGAUUUUUCUUGUACUUUUCUUAAUAACGAGAAGCGAGGUGUUAAACAAACACUUUAAUAAAAACAGUAUUAUUCAAACAAUAACGGUUUCAUGUAAAAAUAAUGCUAUUUGAAUAUUUUUAUUAUUUUAAUAGUGGACAUAAUUAUAUUAGUUUCAUAUCAAUGAUCACAAAUUAAAUACAAAGUUUAUCAAUCGUAUUGUGUUGUUCACGAGACUGUAUGAAAAAAAUAUUUUUCACAUAAAUUAUCUAAUAAAUCAAAAUGUCAGUAUAUAAUAAAAAUAAUGUUGUUUCUUUUACGUUGGAUUUUGUGUACAUAUUAUUUAGGAAAGGUAUUUAUUUCUAUGUACCGAGCAUUACUAUUAGUUUUUCUAUUGUUUUUUUUUUUACAUUUUGUGUAUAUAAAAAAAAAAAAGACAACUUUCAGAAUACCAUAUUUUUCUACACACACCAACAACUACCUCCUCCUACGUACCAAUACAUGAUUUUCGAAAACAAGAAUUCCAAAACAAGGAAAUUAACUAUAAAAAAAACCAUUAGUAAAAAUACUCAUAAACAAAAAUACCUAUACAUUAUGAAAAAUCGAGAAUAAAUCAUAUUUUUUAACCUUUAAAUGAGUGUUAUCAUCCCGGAAAAUUUUUGAGAGAGGAAAUAAUUAUUAGUUAGAGUUACUUAAAAAAAAAGUAAUAUAGGAUUAUUCAAAUCUAUAAAUUAUUAAUAAAAAUACUUUUACCUUCUUAAUGUCUCCCUCUUUAGAAAGUCACAUCUAAUAACGAUCUCGGCAUCAUCUUUAACUAAACGCAUAGUUUUAAGCUUUAUAUCGAAGCCACAUGGAGCCUUAAAAAUUUUUAACUUUACUAAGCACAACACCAAACUUUUCUCCUCGCCCAGCUGUCUCCGGUCCCUAUACACUUCUUUGGUCCGUUUUUUGCUAGAAUAUAACAUAUCUGUCAGGUAUACAUUAUUCGCUAAGGAACAACUAUGUCUUGAACUUGUAUAAAACAAAUAUUUAGCCCACACCGCUUAUGUUCCCCAAGAUUCCUUACACAUGAAUAACUAUACUCCCAUUUACGUAAUACUUUAAACAUCCCUACAUAUUUCUCCCUCUGCCUUAAAGCGGAUCAAGAUUUCAUUUCUGCCGUCUUUAAUAGGUCUCGGCAUGCGUCUGAUUUUCUUGAGAUGAUUUCCUUUAGUGUUCCCUUCUACAAUACCUGUAAUCCCUAUCUCUUCGUUAUCCUAACUCACUGUACUUCCCAUGGUCAUAACCAUCCUAUAAUUUAUAAUUUUUAAAAUAAUUAAAUAACUAAUAUUUCUAUCUAAGAAAGUGUAAUUUCUGAUAUACAUUUUGAAAAUAUACUUAAAACGUGUAUUUGGGUACUCUGAACUGUAUUAACUCUCCCCACCUGCAAUCAAUUUCCAUCCGGUUAAAAUAUUUAGCGUUACCAUUUGAGUGAAACAAAACCAUUGAAUGUUAUAAGAGAAUAUAUAAUUUUAGUAAUUAUAGUAAUUUUUUAGACAUCUGCUAUAAAAGUAUGUUAUUACAUUUCUUUAAUUUCUAAAUUAAAAAGAUUGAUUGCUUAUUUUGAUGACGGUUAAACAAUAUAAGCUAUCCUAAAUAAUAUAGGCAUGUGAUAGGGAAGAGCACACAAAGCGAAAUGUUUUACUUUAGUCGCGUUUUUCGGAUUAGGCAAAACAAAACAAAAAAACAAUAGGCAAUGAAAAAAUGACAGAGGGAUUGAAUAAAAAAAAAAUGUCUUUUUUUUACGGGAAACGCGGUAAACUGCAGAAUAGCCCGGUAGGUAAGUACAAACACAAUAGUAUAUUAUAAUAUUAUAAUAUGCAAUUAUUAGGGAAAAACUAAAAAGACCAUUUGCAUGACAAUGCACAGACGAUAAAAAAAUAUAUUAUAUAUUUUCAUAUACGUAAUUUCAAAAACGAUCAACGUGCGUGUUUAAUUAUGAAAUAAUGGUUUUUCUAAAAAAAUAUAUAUAUAUAUAUGACAUUUUUUUUUUUUUAAUUAACGAAUUAUUACUCUGGUGGUGUACGAUAUUAAUAAUACAUGCGAUUUUAAUUAAAACAAAAAAAAAAAAGGAAUUAAUAGCAUUUUGAUCUUCAAAACUUUAAGUUGAUUAUAUUAUAUUCGUUUUGUUAAUUAAAAAUAUAUAUUUAUCAACUUUUGAAAAUUAAUAAGUAUUGUAAAUCAAUAUCAAUCGCAAAAUGUUAUUAGUGUCUCGAAUUAUGUUUUUUUUUUUUUGUUCUAGUCUGUGGACACGUUUUUUCCUAAUUUUGAUUUACUUUCUUACGGUAUCAUUGCCAAAACUUUUGAGCUACUUUUAAGCUUUUAAGAUAUUUUAGUUUUUUACUGUAAUUCGGUUAUAAAUACACGUAGAGACUUGAACUUUGGUAAUAAUACUUAUGUUAGACUUACCUAGACGUGGUAAAAUUUACAAAAUUACCGGACAACUUUUUUUUUUUUUUAAAUAUUAGUUUUGAAAUCUAAUUUAAACAAAAAUCACAAAAAAAAAUUACGGCACUUCAAAUUAUGAUAUACUGAACUGCACACGGAAUCGUCCUUCGCCAAGCAAUGGUUUAUCGUAGAUAAAUCAUAGAUAUGAAUAAAAUAACCUUAUGUAUCCUAACUUCCCAACUUCUCACCUAUAACAGUGGUUACUCCCAUCCCCAGUAACACAGUUUUUUUUUUUGUUAUAAGAGAAUAUUAUUAAUUUAUAUUACUUUUUCCGUUAUAAUAAAGGAACGUGGCAAAAUUUCAUAUUAUUAUCUAAUUCGACGUACUACUAUUAUAAUAAUAGUAAUAAUAACAUUUACAAUAUUUUUAGUCAUUAAUAUUUUGUACACAGUUUGAGCAAUAGGUUGAAGAGGGUUUUUUUUAACAAUAUUCUAAUUAAUUGUUUGCGUGUACACCCGUAUUAUUAAAUUCUAAGCUGCAGAUGGCAAAAACUAAGUUUAUUAUCCUGAGAAAGUUUAAAUAAAUGUUUAGAAUUUUUUUUUAUGUAUGUAAUUUUGUCUUAUAUAUUUUAUUCCACCUUUAUUUGUUAGUCUAAAAGUGAAAUAUGUGUAUGCAUAUUCUAACAAAUCUUACAUUGAAAAUAAAAAUAUCAUAAAUCUUAAAUUUUAUGAUAUACUUUUUGUAUGAUGAAAAGGUAUAAAAGUCAUAUUAAAUUAUAUGACCAGAUCCAGUUAAAUUAAUUAGGACGAUCAUUUAAGAUAUGGAAUUUUUAAAAUGUAAUUUACUUGUAUUUAGAAUUAUACAAAAUUGACUCAGGGUCUUCUGUCUUGUGUAUUUACAAUAACGUACGAUUAUAUUUCCCGCUCUAAUUAAAAAAAAAAUAAACGAACUAUUAUUGCAUUAUAUUGAUCGACAGGGAUUAUUAUUUUUAUCAAAUAAAAAGGCCUCGAACUACUUAUACUGUAAGUAGUAUACUAUACUAUAUCUAUCCUCUGUAGUGGUGUCUUGAAACCCGAGAGUCAAAAAUGUUUACCGUUAUUUUUUCAAUGAUUUUCUUACUUUUCUAUUGCUAUACAGUAGCGGGCUCAAGGGGGGCGAUAUUUGUAGUUGUAAUAAUAUGAAAAAAUAAUAUUUAUAAAUCGUCCUUCAAAUUUCGGUUUACCAAUUAUUAUGAUAGUCGAUGAUGUUGAUACUUGAUUGUUAUCCUAUCUGUAUUUACAGAUAGGAUACAAUAUUUACUGUUCAUUGUUCAAUAACUUUUACCUAUAAUUUUACUACAUAGAAUAAAAUAUUGGAAAAUAUAAAUGCAUAUUUUAGUAUACUGAGUAGUCUAGUCGUAUGUUGAAACAUAUAAAAACUUACUUAAGGAGUAUAAUGGAGGAAAAUCGUUUAAAUGGAUUGGCAUUGCUUAAUAUUCACAAAGAAAUUAAUAUAAUAUCAGAGGGUGUUUUAGAUCUCUUUUCAAAAACAACAACCUAGGCGUUUUCAGUUUUUCCUACAAUAAUAUAUAAACUAAAAAGUCAAUGAAUACAUUUCAAGUUAUUUUUCUUUAUUUUUGAAUAUUUCAAUUGUUUCAAACUUUUUUUAUAAAUUAAAGUACACUAAAUUUGUCAUAAUAGAAAUAUUUGAGUUAUACUUUAUUUGAAGGACUAAUAAAAAAUCCUAAAUAUUAUGUUUACAAAUUAAUAUUAAAAAUGUUGUCCCCCCUCCAAUUAAAAAUAAAUCGUAGUGGAGUAUCAUUCAAAUUCCACGUGUAGUGCUACCACACAAAUAAUACUCUAUUACUAUCGCCCGAUCCGAAAUUAAAAGUGGAAUAUCUCGUCAAUAGAUUGGUAGAAAUGAAAAAUUUCAACACCCAAAUUUAUUUAAACUAAUUUACUCCGUCUACCUAUGGAAUUUGUAAUAUAGGUUGCCACCAUUUUAAAAUCAAAAGUAAAUAGUGGUUUUACCUCCGAAAAUAAAAGAAUCAAAAAAUAAUACAAAUGUAAAAUUGGAAAACUGCGUGUUUCUUAAAAAUGUUCAAUAAAAGAAAUUCCGAACAAAUUUAAUACUUUCUGAUAUACUGAGUGUAGUCACAUAAACGUACAUUGAACCUUAUUUAAUGACGAUUUUAAAUGACAGUAUUAUAACAAAAUUAUUUUUAAAAUACUAUUUUGUAAUUCAUAAUAGUUUGAUAAGCAGUCGAGAUACAAUCGAUAUAUUUUAAGCUCUAUUAUAAUACGUUUCACGAAAUUACCAAUGAAACCGCCGCGCGCAGUAUUAGCGGAUAAUAUUUCGCGUGACUAUUUCGCUGAUUAAAUUGUAUUCACGGACAAUGGUUUCUGAACUGUGUCCCUACGAAAAAAAAAAAAAAAACAAAACCCUGUUUUGCAAGCCUCGGGAAAAUGUUUGGAGCACAUACAUACACGAUAUUCUACACAUAUGUCGGAUUGUAAUCGAAUGCCCGCGGCAAUGAAAAUUAAUAAUAAAAGUCCCGUAGAGCGGAGUGUGGUGUAUAUACACAUACCUAUUUAUUAUAAUGGUCGCCCGGAAAUCGUUUAAUCCCGACGGGACAGCGGGUCCGGGGGGCAACGAAGUGACGCGGAGGGCCGUGCGGGUCGUAAGGCCUCUCCAAACCCCGGUAGCUAGACGUUUUCAAUAUUCAGAGGGCGUGUGUACAGUGUACACCGCACGGAUGCGGUCGCGAUGACGGGGUGCAGGCGGGUGGGCGCGAACGGCAGAAUACUAUUAUUAAUAUCGGUCCGUUUACUAUUAUUAUUAUUAUUAUUAUUAUUAUUAUUAUUAUUAUAAUUAUUAUUUUGCAGGCAAUCGUCGGGAAAAGUCAACGAAAAAGUCUUCGUCGGGCGGCGGCGGAAAGGCGGCUGCAGCUGCUGCGGUGGCGUCGGUUUCCCACGCACCGCCGUCGCCGACGCAACAGUACAACGUCGCCGGACACCACAGGGCCGCCGGAAACGCGGAAGCUGCGGGUCCGAGGUCCCGGAAACAAGGUUGGUUAAUUCGUAUUUUAUUAUGGUAAGCGUGUUUUUACCAGGGGGGGAGUGGUGGACAGUGAUGUUUCAUGGCCGGGAAAUUUACCCGGGCGCGGGACAUCACAGAAACGUAUCGGUACGAUACGGCGGCGUGUGCUACGAAUAAACUGUGUACGCGUGUCAGCUGUUAUAAUAUGUCAGGAAGGAGGCUAGGGGGUCAGAAGAGUAAGAGAACGAGAGGUUUCGUUUGCCCGGCCACGGUCUUCGAUUUUCAUAAAAGCUGCGACGGACAAAAGCUGCUUUUGUGAAUUUCGUAUGCUAUUCGUAUACAAUCCCCGUUGACGUGUUGCGGACACAACGGAAAUAAAACGCUAACGGAUUACGUGUUGGUCCGAACGUUUCUGGUUUUUAUUUUUCGUAUAGUUUUCCGGUCGCUUUUUUUAUGAUUCUUAUUUUCGACCUAAAUGGAGUUUCGCUUGUAUACGGAACAUCUGUGGGAUUCGACAGUUUUCCAUACAAUUACACAGUUAGGGAAUAUUGUAAAAAUAUCUUGCGGACACACCUUGUGUAUAUCAUUGUAUACGCAGUAUUUAGUAAGUAGCUCUACACAACAGUAUAUUAUCACAAUAAUUGUUGUGUAAAAUCAUUUUAAUUAUUACUGGUUAUCAUUACAACUCUACUUCUCUUGACUGCCUAAUAAAAGGUCUAUGAAUAAAACCAAGAAAAUUAACGAAUUAUAUAACUACGGCCUACCGCUUAUAAUUUUAUAUCGUUGAAAACGAUAUUUUUUGCGUGGUAAAUGCAAAUAAAAUAUUAUCUCCUUUCAUUCUGUUUUAACUUAACACCGUCAUUUCGCUCAGCUUAUUCAGAAUCUGUUGUUUUUUCUUUGUAAUGGCACCUCAUCAUCUUGUAUUACGAAAUUGGUUCGAUAAAAAAUGAAAAUUGUUUAGUGCAUGUACUAUAAUUUGAUUUGUGUGAUUUGUCUAAUGUCUAUUCGUAAACUCGCUAAACAAUUUGCAAUCAAGAUUUAACUAUAAAUACUCUAAAAGCUUUAUACAGUGGACACUUUUGAUGGUCCUGUGGGCUGUGAGUAUCUUAUUGAUAGAUUUCACUGUACAUGCAAACCUCCCACAUCAGUCAGUGCAUAAGUAUUAUAUAGAUACGUUUUUUUUUUUCUGAACAAUUCGAAUACUAUGUAAUUACUUUUCGAUAGAUAUCAAUAAUUUUUCCAAAAAAAUAUCAGAGCCGAAUAAGAACAUGAGUAUACGUUAAUAAAAUAUGUGAGUUUUUUAAAAAAAAAAAAGCAAAAUAAAAGAUUUACAUUUCGAAUAAUUACAUUUUUAUAUAUUAUUAUAUUAUCUACCAGUCUAUAGAGAUAAAUUUAGGGAAGGGCUAUAGGUUAUUAGCUCCAGUAAACGUAUUUCUAACCCCUCCCGCAUCUUUCCGCAGGGCCACGUGAAAAGACAUGUAGGUAUUUGAUACUUAUUUUUUUUUAGCAAUCAUAUUUUCCGUGUAGAUAAAUCGUUGAUAGUUAUAUUAUUUAAAAAGGGUACACUAGAUAAAAAUAUACUCCCCCGCCAAUAAUUUUUACGUCAAUAUUGUAUUGUAAGGGAGACAGAAGCUCGAGUUUUAGGAUUGCUAAAAAAUUCCUAAACGAAUCGUAUUUUGAAUUAUGAUUUAUUUUUCCAUCGGAAUGAUUACUGCAUGAAACGAAUUUAUGUAUAUCAAAAUUAUAUUUACAUCGAAAAUCGAAGCAAAAUGAAACAUUUGCUACAAAAUCCUACUCUCUUAAUUAUAAUUAAUAGUUGUUACUAUUAUAUGAAACAAAGUUUCACUGUCUACUAUUUGAAAUGGUUGAAAUCGAUUUACCCGUCAUCAUACUAUUGUGAAUCAUUAACAAUAGUCUUGUACAUGUACAACUGAGUGCUAUACCGUAACAAGUUUCACGAAUUCAAAAUCAUAAACGCGCACUUGUAGUCUUUAAUAAUUAUUAUAAGUAGGUAGGUAUUAUUAUUACACGAGUAUAUCGAUGUAUUGCUACGACAAAGCGAACCCAGAUAACAAUAUAAAAUUAUAUAGAAUAAUGACCUAUACGUGGGGGGGGGGGGGAGUUGAACCCAUGACUCAAGUGAUGGAAACAAAUUUAAUAAUUAUAAUUUAAACUCUUUGUCGUUAUACUACGUAAUUAUGAAUAAAUUCCCUCCCUCCCCGCCUAUAAAAUAAUCCUGAAGACGUGAGAUGGCACAUGCGAGCAGGGGCAUCAUUUAAGUGAUUCAAACUAUAAUUUGCUCUAUAAAUGUGUUUUUGGCCACACAUAAAAUAUUAUUUAAUUUUACUAUCGUCGAUUAAAUGUAUAAAUAAAUCCAAAACAGAAAUAUUUCUUUAUAGUAUUUGAAUAUUAAAAUAUAAAGUGGAAAUAUGAACUAUCGAAGCAAUCAAACAUAUUUUUUCUUUUCGGUAAAAUAAAUUAAAUAUAUAAAUGGCCCGAGGGAGAAAAAAUUUGGCCCGAUUCAAAUGUUUGCAUCCCCAUUGAAAAACUGAAAUGGCGGCCCUGAUGGGAGUAAUAGGUCCUUUUAAUAAGCAUCUAAAUAGAUGUUAUUUAUAUCGUGUAUUCCCACUUCGUUGAUUCCUAUUUUGCUGAUAAAACAUUUUACCGACAUCCCACUUUAUGGACUCCUAUUUUUUCGUAACUUACAGGUGCCAUUUGUUGCUUGCAGGUAUAUACGGUUCUCGUGACCCCCAUUCCUUUUAGUUGAACCUUUAAGUUUUAUUUAUUUAUCGACAAUAAUUAUAACACACAAACUAAACUAAAUUUUCUUUCAGAAAAAAUGCAAUUCUCAAAAUUUGAAGCAAUAUUUUUAAAUGAAAAGAAAUUUUGAAAAAAUAAUGACAUUUUUAACACCAUAACUUUGAUCUGUUUUAUAGUUUACGAAUUUUCACAGUUUUUCCCAACUAUCAUGAAAACCCCUUGAAAAAUAAAAUUACCUUCUUAAUGUACCAAAUUAGAGAAGAAAAAGUAUCUUGUUAUUUUUCAGAAUGAAUUUUAAACGGUUUUUUUGAAAUAUAAAUCAUUCUUUAAAGCUGCCUCUUUAAUUAAUUUAUACAUUAUUGCACAUUAAGUAUAAGUACUUUUAUUUGGUAAAAAUGCAUAAAUUUAAAAUGGAUAAAUAAUAAAAAUGUUAAAAUUAAAAUAUAAUUGAAAUAUGUAUAUUUCUAUUAAAAUAAAUGUACAUAAAAUAUCUAUUCUUGAAAAACACUGAAUGAUUUAAACAUUAAACUAUUGACAUUUUUUAUUAUAAUAAUAAUUUAACCGAUUUAUGUGUCAAGAAAUGGGAUGUCAGUGAAGUGGGAAUUUUUAAUUUUAUUUCUAAUAAAACCGGUUUUGUUGGCAAAAUAGAAAUCGGCGAUUUGGAAAUAAACCAUUUAUAUUGAUGAAUUAUGAUAUUUAAUACAAAACGUUUAUAUUUCUAUACUAUAUUUUUUUAUUAUUACAUUUUAUUUUGUUAUUUUAAUCUUUAAAAUAGUUCAAAAUAGCAAAAAUUAAAAAAUUGAAAGAAUCAAGAUAUCAAGAUACUUUUAUUAUUAUUAUUUUCUUGUCCAACCCUGCUUACAAUAAACAAUGAAUAUUGUUUCAAUAUAUAUAUAUUAUAUUUGGCCCACAAACAAAGAAUAUUAACUUUUAAUUAUAUGUUAACCAAAUGUAGGAAACUCACUUUUAACAUGAAUAUACUCGAAACGAGAAUAUUCGUCUACAAUUGUAACACUUUAUAGGUAGCUACAACAUGACAAAUAACAUAUCCUAUACUUAAGAGUAUACUAUUAAAUAUAUAAGGUAAAAUUUCAAUAAAUAAAAACAACUUUUUAUUGUAAAUAUUUAAAGUUUGUUAAACGAUUCUCUAAUACUUUAAGGUAUGAAAACAAAAAAAAAACCUGCAAAAUCAAAUUCACUCAAACUUUUCUUAUUAAUAGAUGAUAGAAUAUUAUUAUAAUACACACACAUCGAGCUGUCUAGCACAAUAAUAUUUUCUUUUUUCCGUACGGCAGUCGAAAUACAUGAAUGUCUUCAUAUCCGCUGUAUAACAUAUAACACGGCGAUAUUUCCAUUGGGACAACACAUUGAACACGCCGCGCACGUUGUAUUCAUUAACGAAACAAAAUGUGCAGCAGGUACGACACAAGAAAAGCCUUAUGUCACCUAUACGUAAUAUUAUAUGCGACUAAAAUUCAUUUUUAUUUUUAAAAAUCAUGGAAGUUAGAGAAGUUUAAUAAAUAAAUUCUCUCGCAGUGGCGUACAAAAGGAGCCGCAUCUAUUAUGACUUAAAUAAUUGAAAAUACAAAUACUACUCAAACAUUAAUCACACAUUCAUUUAAACUGAUAAGAUGUACCCAUUGACAAGCUCAUAGCCACGGGGGAGAUCUUCGCAUCUAGAUGUCCCCUCAAAAAAAUAAAAUUUGACUCCUAUAUAAUAGAAAUAUUUUGUUAGUUUAUAAUUUAGAAGGAUGCUUCCCACAUAUGAUAUCCAUACUACGAUGCCCAUUAAAUAUUAUAUUAUUUGAAACAAACUCGAGUACCUUAUGACAAUUGAUAUUUAUUAUUUUUUUUAGAUUUUGAGUGGAACGAGGAAAUGUAUUGGUUUUACAGUGAUGUUUAUUAUUUUUAUUUUUUAUGUAAACAUUUUCUACCAGAAAACAUAUUCUGAUUAUUAAGUAUAGCACCUUUUCUGAAAAUAAAUUUUCUCUGGGUAAUACUUUAAAAAUGUCAUUUUUUGAGAUUCUCAUUAAUAUUCGAAAUAAUGAGGAAAACCUUAUCUUUAAGUGAAAAAAAGAUUUAAAGAUUAAAAAUAAGGUUGUUAUUGGAAACUGUUUUUAUUUAUUUUUUGUUAUUUUUAAGGUUUUUAUUAUUUUAAUAUUUUUUAAACAAUCAUUUUUCAUGAAAACGCACAUUUUUUUUAACUAUUUUAAUAUGACAUAAUACCAUAUAUUGUAUUGUUGACAAAACAUCAUUAUCAACUGAACUCGGCUAAAAAUCGUUUUUCGUUAGCAACUGUUUAUCGUUGCUUACAGAUAUACAUUAAAUUCUCGUCUGUAACCCAUCUUCCCAACUUUCCAUCUAUAACAGUGGCUGCACCUACGUACAAGUAUGUCCGUCCUUUUUUUUUUUUAUCGCUAUAACUGUGAGUUCUUCAACCCGUGUCAUAGUUUCUAUCACAUUGAUCCAGAUUUAAAUAACAUACUUAAAAAUAAUAAAUAUAUGAAAUCAAUUCACACUUUCUCUCUAUUGUAAGUGACUUACGAUUCGUACCAUAUAGGAAAUAUUAUAGUUUAUAUAUACGGUUAUUAUAUCGAAGUGCACGGUAAAAAGAACAAUUUUACUCCAUGGUUAGACCUAAACGACCGUCACGUACACGCUUAAAAAAAAAAACAUUUUAAAUUAAACGCAACAAAAAAUAUUGUUUUGUAAAAAUGACGUCGUGGAUGUAAGGAAAUUGAAAACAAUUUCUAUUGAAAAACGGUCGUUGAAAAUAGUGAAAAAAAAUCCGAUACCGCAAAAAGUUGUAAAACUCGAUUUAGCUUUUAUGAUGUUAUAAUAUAAUAAUAAAUUUAUAAUAAACCAUUUAUCUUAUUGCCGAUCAAUACAUAUAUUAUAUAAUUUAUAAUAACUAAAUCGUUGAGAAAUUCGUGAAUAAAAAUAAAACUGGACCUGCUUCGCACAAUAGGUACUCUAUUAGCCUAAUUACUCCCCCUUUGGUACCAGUAUUUACGACGGUCCCAUCACAACCAAUCACCAACAAUUAUGAAGUACCUAAUACAUUCGUUUUGAAAUAACUUAUUAUACUAUUUUUAAUCCUUACAGCAGUUCCAUUUUUAUAGGUAGUAUGUUCCAUAAACUGAGACCCUUUCUCUUCAAUGAGUGUAAUGUGUUCUUUAGUUAAAAUUAUCACGAUAAUAUUUGUCAUCUUUUUUUUGAUUCAUAAUUGUGUGGUCUUUACGUCCAUCAUAAUAUAAACUUUUUGGUUGCCUAUCAGUUUGUAUUUUAAGAUCUUGACGUUUCUUAUAUCUCUCUCUCCUAAUUUUAAUUAUGUCAAUCACUUGUUAUAUAUCAUUAAUUGUAAUUAUUCUAAUAUCUUGUAGUAUCACACUAGCAUUAGUACCGGCAGAUCGAUCAGAUAUUCGCAUCAUAUGCUAAUACUAAAGCUGGUAACUUUAUCCUCAUUUGUGGCUGUUUAUUAGCACUAUACGUUGAGGGCACUGCAUUUGACACAUAAUUAGAAUCUUCGUCAGUGUCAGUAUAUAUUUCAUCCGUUUCCAUUGUUUUCAAAGUGUUAUUACACUCGAUCUUUUUUAUUUUAUUUAUCAAUUCAAUUCGAUUUUUGGUUAAUAUUAUAAGAGAAAUAAAUUGAAAAUUACAAUUGCAUAAGUAACACUAAAUUAGCAAUAUAGAACAUUUACAUCUACACUAGAUGAAAAAUACCACGUACUAAUUGUAGAUUAAAUGAUAAUAAUGCUGAUGGCCUUAUUUAAUCUAUUAAAUAUAGUUCAUACAGAUAAUCAACUAUGAUCAAAAUACAUUUAGUGGAAUGUAAUGGUAAUAUUAAUAAUGAAAUUAGGGUUUUUCGUUAACAAUGUCUUUAAUUAGAUAUUAAAUGUUCGGCGUAAGUUUUCCUUGCUAUUAAAAAUUUAAAUUAUAAAAUUAAAUUUUUCGUUCCCCCUAAUAGAUAGGCCGCUGCUGGAGAUGGGAAUUUUGGAAGGUACUGGAUAUGUAGAGUAAUUUAGCGUUUAUAUUUUGAAAAUCAAAGUAAAUAAUUUAUAUCAAAGAAACUAAGCUGAGCGAAGUUAUUCUUAUAGUAUAUUAGUAUCGUGUUUUCCCCUUGUAACCAAGAAAAUCAAAAAAUCAAUACAAUUGAAAACAAUUAAUCGUUAUUUGUUUUCAGUUUUUUUUUAAUAAUUUGUUAAAAGAAACUGUUGAGAGUUUAAAAAAAUUGUUCAAGUUUAGAUAAAACUACAGGGAAGGCGUCCGCAUUUUUGAAAACCCCACGAAACACAUUUAUAUACAUAUUUUAUACUCCAAUUUUAUAAUAGUGAAAUCACUUCGCAAUCUCAAUCAAUAGUUUAAAAAAAAGUCUGAAUCCCUAAAGGAUAAGAAUCUUUGCUUAUGUUACGUGAACAAAUCAGAGAAUUUUCACCAACCAAAAAAGUGUUUCCGAAAAAAAAAACAUCUUAUUGAAAUUAAUAACCAAUUCGUUACUCUCAGAAUCUAAAAACCAAAAAUAAUUUCAUUAUUGCAUGCUUUUAGAACUCGAUUUAAUUAUGUUUUUAGUUUGAAUUAUCAUGUCAUAUACUGUUCCAAUUAUUAUAAUCGCAAUAAGGAUUGUAAGUUAAAUAAAUAACACAAGAAACGAUACAUGAACGACUUAAUGUAAUUUCGUAAAUUUUAGUAAGUAAGUACCUAUAUAGUGAGAAUGUGUAAGUAAAGACAAAACUACAUCUGUGAUAUUACAUUUGUAUAUUAUGUGGGCACAUAAUAUAUACAAGAUUUUUUUGUGAGUGUGUAAGUGUAUUUGAUAAAUCGCAAAAUUAUAAUAAGUAUAAAGUUCGGUAAAACUCACUCGGAAGAGUUAUUUUUUUUUUCUAAGAGGUUUAAUUAAACCUGGUGAAGUGACAAGUUUCAAGUCUUUAAUUAUGCGUGCCCGUACCACUGCAAAAUAUCUGUUCAUAAAUUAUGAUUAGAUAUAAAUCGUUUAUAUAAAUAUUAUUAUCAUAUUUUUCUUGUAUGAAACUGAAAUUGUGUCGGGACUUUCUGCUUCGUCAAUCGGUUUUUUAUGGAAGAUUUAAGGUGACCGGAUGAGAUUUACGCGGGACGGAUUUCGUGUGGGGAAAAAUGCUCGUCUUAAAGAUCGAUUUCGUCGAGGGACAUGAAAUAAUUUUUUAGACCUCGUUUACUAUACAUCAUAUUAUACGUAUAUCUACUGUUCUAUUAGGUAUUGGCAUUCCGAGUCGAGAUAAGGAAACAGGAAACAUAAUUCGGAUUUGGAAUAUUUUUUUUUCGAGAGGCUGCAACGUCCGAGGUAAAAUACAUUUAGAGAAAACGACCGAAAGUCGAAACCUGAGAAACGUUUGUGCAAUAUACCAACUGGCACAAUACUACGCCGCCUUAGUGGUAAUCUCAUGCUCAAACGACGAUAUAAUAAAACCCACAAAUCCGACGAAACCUCGUUUCUAGUCUAAUAUGCUAAUCUAACACGAUCGCCGUUUUAUACAUCACCACUAGGGUUAAAGAAAAAAUAAUAAUUUUCCCCAAGUGUUUGCACCGAUAUACGAAAAACUCGAAAUAAAAUAAUAACUGAGCGAAGUUCGGUUGAACAUUUCUUUUUUGGUAAUUUUUUUUAUAUUUAUUGUAACUACAAAAUAAUGUUGUAUUUCUAACGAAAUAUUUGAACUUAAAACGCUGAUAAUAUUAUAUCACAUCACUUUUUGUUCAUAGAAAAAUCAAAAUAGAAAACGUAUUAAUUUCAAAAUAUUCGAUAAACUAUUGCUAACGAAAAAUGACAGCGAAGUUUGUUUACACGUGAUUUGUAAGAUCAUAAUAUUUACGAUUUUCUUGAUUACUUGAUCUUAAAACAAUCAUAAAAAAAUAUUACUACAUUACACCAUACUUUUUUUUAUUGACCGCUUAUUACAACUUAUAUCGAAUUUUCUAUUAAAUUUGCAUGCAUUUUUGGUAGGUUAAACAAUCAUAUCCACAUAGUACCUACUAAAUAAAAAUUAUGUACAAAAUACGCAAACAUAAAAUGCAUAAAAUAGCACACAAAUCAUCAAAACGUUUUGAUAAAUUUGAUCAUUUCUAGAAAAGGCAAAUUUUAGUUUACGGUCAAAAUGUCAAGUUUUUAAGAAUAUUUUUAACUGACUAACAAAAAAAAAAACCUAAAAUAAUAAAACCAUUUUCGCAUAAACUUUAGCGUUUUUUUCGGUUUUGCUAAAUUAUUAAAAAACUACAAAAAAAAUCACUAAACGAAUUUCUAAAUUACCAAUUAAAAUAAUAACAAGUAAAGUAUCAUUACUUUUGUAAUGGAGAAAUAUUUCUAGUAGAAAAUAUAAUUCGUAAAAAUUUGAAAUAAUGAAAUAGUUUGCCGUAAAUCUAUUUGUUUUCAUUUUUCGUCUUCCCAUAUCACCGACUAGAUGAAUAACUAUAUUUUCAGAAAAGUUGCUACACUUAACAUCGAAACAAGUUUUUUUUUUCUACAAGUUGAUCACAGACACAAACAAUUUAAAAACUCACAUCGUGGUAAAUCAAUAGACCCCUCGCUAUCCUCCGAAUCUAAAGUAUACAUAAUAUAUGUAUAAAAUAAACUAUAGAAAUCGUUGUUAAUUUUUCCUGGUUUUCCUUUGUAAUUAAAAAAAUCAAAAAAAGAUUUCUUUAAUUGUCUUGACCGAAUUUUUCCGAAAAUUUCCUCUGAAAUUGAUGGAUCAGAAUAAGAUUUUAAGACAGGAAUAAAAAAAAGAACUCUUAUCGUACAGUUACGAGGCAAAUUAUCCAAUAAACAUUAAAAACAAUCGAUUUCCUCUAUUUAAGGUAAGUGCAACUACUUUAUGCACAAUUGGGUAAUGGCGGACUCAUCCCUUUACAAUUGUAGUCAAUUUCAAUCAGUCAAAUUAUUGAGGAGUGCACAGAAACAAUAUUCAACGGAAGAAUUGCAUGCUUUUAACAUAAGGGUAACCAGGAAGCGCUAAUAAUUUAUCACAUAACUUUACUUACCAUUCGCUUAUAAUUCUUAGUUCUCAAUAUGGUAUUAACUAUGUAGAUUUUUUUAAUUUCUACUUAUUUUUAUUUAUUUAUUUAUUUAUUAUUUAUUUCUAUAUUUCUUUCUUUGAAUACCAAUGCUAAACCAUAUGAAAUUAAAAAAAUAAUUUCAAAAAAUAAUCAUAAAAAAAUAUUACUACAUAAUAAUAUUAACUAAAUCCAAGUCAGAUGAUUCCACGCGAUCGUCUUUAAAACGAUGUAAUUGAAUUUGGUAGCUUUCGCGGACAAAGAGAAAUACUUCAAACGAAUUUUUUUCGGUGAUUCGUAAAUCGUCGUUAAUUUUAUAUUUUACCUAGUGUACACCUUAGAGACUAUUAUCUCUCCCUAAAAUAACUUCGACGUAAAAAGAAGCUAAUAAUUAUAAUGUUCCAUUGACGACCAGAAAAUUUAAAAUCGUAUCUUUUUUAAAUAUUUUUGUAAUAGUUAAUAUUCCAAAACAAACCCUACGAUUCGGUUAUUUUCAAAAUGUUGUCAUCUAAAAAUUUUAUAAUAGCGUGUUUUAUAACCGAUAUUACAUUAAUAAAGGCCUUUAUCAUUUUGUUUAAACCACAUUUUUGCUACUUAUAUAACAUACACGUAUUGCCCAUAAGAAACACAGAGACCGUCUCUAUAUAGAAAAGAGAACGGGAUUCGAGACUUACUGAAAUUGUUUACACCAUUUAUUGUCGACUUUUUAAAUAAAAUAUAAUUUACAUCGUGUUUAAUACGAACCGAAAAUAAAAAAAAUAUCGUUUGUUCGACAGGUGGCGGAAGUAGGCCUGUGUACCGAUUGCCCCCCGAGGCCAAGAACGUCCUGUGUGAGUGUGCCGAAUACCAACUGGCCAAUUCGCCGACACAUGACCACGUGGCCGCGCACAUCCUCCGGCAACUGGGCGACCGUCCCGAUUUGCCGGUAGCCGUCAAAUUAGACGACGACUACUCAUACGACGACGACAACGGCGAAGACUGUUACCAAUGGUCAGUAUAUAAUAUAAUAACAAAAUACCAACUUAGAUAUCAUAACUAGUUAAGAUUUCGAACCGCUGGAUUUGCAAAAUGCUUCGAAAAUGAUUUUGGAAAAAUAUAUAUAUUAUAAACAAUUAUUGUCUGUGUCAAAAAUAGUCUUAAUAUAACUAUUGCAUUUGACAUCUCUCAGUUUUGUCGUUCGGACUUUUUUUCUCUUAUUUAAAAUUCUGAGUGUAUCGAUAAAGCUAUUGUAGUCUUACUAAAAAGGGCAUUCCCAGAAAAAAUUCCCCAAUUUUUUAACACAGUACAUUAAAAUGUACGGGCUUUCCGCACGCCGAUAUUUUACUUGAACAAUAUUAUUUGUCAAUACAAAUUCUAGGCAGUUUUUCUUAAAAAUUAAAAAAAAAAUCGAGAACAAAUAACGAACACAUCAUGGGUAUCGUAUUUGUUACAUGGAUAUAAACCGAGUUACCCAAUACGAUACCUAUAAAUUACCGACUUUCCGUCUAUUGCAGUGGCCGCGAACACAUCAAGUUUAGUAUGCCCGGAUUUUCUUUUUCUUUCUCUAUUAACUUAUCGUUGGUUUAGUUUCCAGUCGUCGAAACACCAGGUAUGAGAUUUUAAGUUUAUGAUAUUUCCAACUAAGUUAGGUAACGUGUUGUUUAAUAUCCCGCUUAUUCAGACAAAUAAUAAUGUAUUAUUCCACGAAAGUGCUGAUGAAAAUACAACGAAAAAUGUUCGCAUUGAAGAAAGCUCGUGUAUUCAUAUAAAGUAUUUUUUUAAAUUUCUCCUAAAAAUUAUUCGCUAUUUUGAAGUUACACAAACUUUGUAAUUGUUAUAAUAUUUUUUCGCAUGAUCCGCUGAUUUUAUUAAAAAUACACCCGAAGUUUCCUUUUGGUGUAACGUAGUCGAACUAUACAGUGGACUACAUUUUAAAAAUUGGAAAAAAUUAUAAAAUCGUGUACGAAUAGUUUAUUAAAAUAUUUUAAUGGUGACUAUUAAAAUGAAUAUAUGUACAUUUUACAUUGUACAAGCAUCAAAAUAUCACCUGAGGUACUUAGUAGAGGAUUAAAACAAAAUAAGCCAGGAGAAAAGUUAAUAUUUGUUAAUGUUGAAUAUACAAAAAUACAAAAUAAUAUUUUAACUCAAUGUUUCCCAACCUAUGGGUCACGAAAUAUUUUUGAUAUGUCGCGAUGAAAGAAAAAUAUUUUGGUUAUACGUCGUAUAACGUAUUAACGUCGUUAAUGGUCGUAAUAUAAUAAAAUAGAAAAAAUAAAAAAUAUAUUAAUAAGAAUAAUAAGGAAAUAAGCAAAUGCAAAAAAUCGAAAAAAAAAGCCUAGGAAAAACUGAAAAUGUACAAAAUAUGAGAAUAAGUUAAAAAAAUAUUACGGCCUUCUUUUUUCAUGUGAACACCUUUUUUACCAGCAAUUUUGCUCCAAUUUACAAUAAUAGGACUUUUUCUGAAAAUAAAUCCGACUAGGAAAAUACUUUAUAAGGGUCAUUUUUUAAUUUUUCCAAGAGUUUUCCGAGCAAAUGUGAUAAAACGGGAAAAUCGGUACAAUAUUAAAGAAAAUAUAUAAUUCCUAUUUUAUUAUUUAACCAUAAUAGGAUAUAUAUAUAUAUUGUUGAUAAAGCGUCACUAUUAACUGAACUCUGCUCAGAAUCGGUUUUUAUUUCGCAAUGGUUCAUCGUUAUAAAUUAAAUAAAUAGAUAUAAAUUAAAUUCCCUUCUGUAUCUUACCUUCCCAACUCCCACCUACAACGGUGGCUGUACCCACAUUAUCCUAGAGCAGCUUUUUUUAAUAAGGAUCGUUUACACAAAAAAGAGUUAACAUGUGGGUCUCCAUAACAAAAAGGUUGGGAAUUACUGUUUUAACGUAACUUAAAACAGUUAUAUGGUAAACUAAAACACUACUGAUGAAAAUUAUUGCAAGAAAUGAUACAAAAUGUAACAAACACUACAUACAAUAGUUUCACGGUACGAAAUUAAUUAUAAUGCGCAAAUUCACCGUAUAUAUUUGAGAGUAAACAAAAUUCUUAGACAUUUCAGAGAUGAUCUUUUUUAUCGUAUUUCAUUUCCAAACGGUAACCGCAUUUCAUGCAAUAUUUUUAAUUUAUUAUAAUAUUGUACUUUAUUUCCAGUACAAUAUGUAUUUAAUGACUUUUCGUGACUUUCCGCUUUUCUAAAUAUAUAUCUCACAGCGCGUUAUUUAAUCGGGAUAUACAGAGUAUUCCAAAAACAAAUGUCCAACUCUACGGAAUAAUCCUCAACACGAGGCUCUAAUGAAUUUUGAAAUUUUGGUUUCAUAUCAACCUUGACUUUACUGAGUUUAUUUGUUUUAAUGUCCAUAAAAAUUAUUAAUAAAUCAUACCAGAGAAUAUCUUGCAAAAUUAUUUUAACAAAAAAAUUACUAGCUUCCAAAAGUGAUCAUCAUACCCGUCAUUUUUGGUUUCUCGUGUCCAAAAUCGUAAUUUUAGUAUGACAUGAAUUUGUAUGUACAUUUUUGAUUGAUUAUUUUUUAUUUUAGUGGUAAUUUAAUGAUUCUGAUAGAGAAAUACGAUGAAUUUGAUAGUAAAAUAUCGAGUGAGUGUUUUUUUUUUAAAGAGAAUUUUGCAUAUAUUUCUCUGAUAUGAUUUAUUUGUAUUCUUUAUGGAUUUUUUAUAAAUAUACCCGGUAAACCCAAGGUUUUGACAUUAGAAAAACAAAUUCCACAAAUCAAUUCGUAUUCCAUAGAGUUUACAUAUCGCCAUUUAUUUCUAUAAUAUUCUGUAUUAUAAUAUAUUAAUAUUUUUAAUUAUAUAUAUUUUUUUUUUUCAUUAGUCUUAAUGCAUCGACGUACCGAUAUUGCCUACAUGAAGCGCCGAGGUCCCCUAGUGCGACUACCGAGUCGUAAUAUAGAUAAAUAAUGCAUAAUAAUUAUUUCCCGUCUGCCGUUGUUUCUAUAUCUACGAAAACCCAACCACCGGAAAUCCUCCGGAAAUACGCGUUUACGUACACGUGACUACAAUAAUAUACUUCAAACGCAUUAUCACGUAAAACGGCUAAAAGUUUUUAAUAAACACAUCCGCGAUAUCCAUGUAAUAUAACCUAGUUAUUUUCACUUAAACGUGUGUGUGUUUGUAUGUGAACUGUGUAUAUUAUUUAAUGAGGCGGAAACCGAUCUUCCAAGAACGUGUGGUACAGCUCUCGUUUAUUACAUAUCAUAAGUUUAACGGCAAAUUGUAUGAUUUCGAAAUCGAUGAUUUUUUUUAAAAAUGUUUGUAUACUAAAUAACAAAAAAAUAGAUAAUACAGUUGACGGGUGUGCCGCUGUUGUAGAGAUAGAAAUAUGGGGUUUUAGGAUAUCAUAGAUAUGUUUUAUUUAUUUAUGUACGCAACGAUACGCGAAAAGUUAUUCUUAACGAAUUUCGGUUAAACAUGUUUGGAAAUUCGCUGAUUUUUACGAUCUUCGUAAAAAAUAAAACUUAAAACGCUUAUUAAAAAAAAAUCUUUUUUUCUUUACCUACUAAGUUCCACUAAUGGUGAACCUCAUGGUUAAAUUUGCAAGCAUUUGAAACGUCUAAAAUAAGCUAAUAUAAUGUUCUGUGGAGAUCACUACGGUAAAUUUUAACCAAUUUAAAAAAAAAACAAAUCGAAAAUAAUGAAACCAUUAGUUAUUGAAAAUCAAAAUAUGACCUCCUUAAUGCACCGAUAUUUUUAUUUUUUUUUUUUUUGGAAAGAUGCAGUAUUUUAAAAUCAGAUGAAGGUUCCUGGUAGAAUAGUUGUAAAACUGAUGAAAAAAAAAUGCAUAUAUCAUAACAAAACUAGUACAAUCCUUGCUACGCCCAAAAUCUAAAAAGUCAUUAGUCAUUGUAAACGAUUUUAAGUGGUGAUCAGUUAGAUAUUACUUUUUGUAGUAUAUUGACAGUUUAAGCAUUAUCAUUUUAAUUUUCGACUACAAAAUAAACAACGAUAAUUGUUUUAAACGAAUUUUAGCACAAAAUUUAUAUUCAAUACCCUAAUAAAAAUAAAUUGCAACAUUUUUAUCUAUAUAUAAAAAAACCUCGAUAAUUUUACAUAGGUUUUAAUAGCUUAAAAACUGUCAGAACAUUUUUUUUUAAUUUUAUAUUGUCUAUGAAAUGUUAAGUAUUUCAAGUUCACGCAAUUACUUUUUACUACAUAAACGAAAGAAAUCGAAAGUAAAAGAAAUCAUUAAUAUUUCUUUUCUUCUGCGGACGACUCUUACUGGUUUAUCUCCAUUAUCAAGAAAAUGACUAUCAUUGAAGAUUACCAAAAAAAUUAAGCGUUUUUUGCUUGCGUCAACUAAAUAAAAUUAUCUAUCUAACGCCAACCCUGAUAUUGGUGAUUGGAACAAGAUUUCUCGUCAAAAACAUGUAAAUAGACAAACACAAAUUAUUUGAACUUUAAGCACUAUUGAAAUAAAUUACUUCAUAUUAUUGCGUUCUACUUUUUUUUUACAACUAAAUACAAAAGCUCACAUCAUAAUAAAAUGAAGCCGAUAUACAUUCUAUCCACUUCACUCAAUGCCUAUAAUAAUAACUUUAUGUUUUGUUCACCACAUAACGUCAAGCAAUGUUAUUUUCAGAGAAUCGGACAAAGAUUUAUGUAUAAUACACUAAAACAUCAUAACCACUGUUGCGUAUAAAACGUAUUAUAAUAUCGUUUAUAUAGCUCGUUCUCAUGUCAGUACGAAUUUUGAUAUAUUUUCGGGGUCUUAUGUCCACCACCGUCGUCGUAACGGUUCUCUAAAUAUGAUCGUUUGUAUUCGUUAUACGCUCUCAAAACCAUUACACGAAGGUAUAUUCCAACCCGGAUGCCCUGCAAAAAUCGCAAUGCUGUGUUGCGGUUCUUAAAACAAUCGAAAAAAAACCCACGAAAAAUAAUAAUAAUGGUGAAAAUAAUGUAAUAUUCAGGAGGGGAAAAACUGUGACCAGGUUCCUAAACACACAUCUGAAGAAUAGUAUAUAGAUUAUAGAUAGAUAUUAUAUAGAUUUAAGACCUGUGAAAAAUGUUAUAGAAUUAUAUAGGUGCAUUACGUAGGAAUGUGAAUCAAUAAUCGUCUAGAAUUCUAAACCAUGUGCUGUUCAACAACAACAAUUGUUUCUGGGUUUUAAUAUUCUCCAAUAGAAAGAAAUAUUUUUCCCCAAUGGAUGCCCGUGGCAAAUUCAACGUCGAGUAAAAUUAAGACAAUUUUUGGAAGGAUGGAAAAUUUUCUCAAUCUUUUUAAAAAAUAAUUGCUGAUAAAAAUGGUAUUUGAUAUUUAACAACGUAUAAUCGUAUUUUAAAUUAAAUUAUAACAGCAACAAUAUUUAAAAGUAUAGUUGAUAUAUAAAUUUCCAAUCAUUGAUAUGUGCACUGCCUAGUAGUACCUCCUUUAUUUCAAUCAUUUAUUGAAUUUUUCAGCAGUUUGCUAUUAGGUCUUUUUUUGUUGGUUUACUUUUGUUAAUUUCUGGGUUAUUUUUAGUACAACAAUGGAAAAUCUUGGAAAACAAUGACUUAUACUGCUCUACUCAGAAUCGCUGUUUUUGUUUACAGUGAUUUAUUUUUGCAUACCGUAUUCAAACGAAAUCACACCAGUGAUAUAGAAUGAGCAUACAAUAAUAACAAUUAUAAUAUACACGAAUUUUUUUAUAAUCUUAGACGUACUACGGUUCGUAUCACGAGUACCUACAAAUUCACGGCUCGUUUUGUAUUUUCACGUGACUGGAUUUUCGUUUAUUUACCGCAACGUCUCUUUUUUUUGCCAUUUAAGUCGUGAAGUCCCAAGAAUAACCCUAGACACAUAAUUUUUUUUUAACCUUUAAUAUUGGAUUUAAACAUAUACCAACAAUAAAACUAGUUCUACGAAUAUAGUAAUUAGGUAAUUUAUUAUUUGAUUUCCAUUGCAAUUGUUUCUUUAACAGUGGUAGUUUUAACAGAUAAUACCAAAUGUGAGGUUUUCUACAUCAAUUUGUCACGUCACCCUUGAAAUUUAAGCAUCUAAAGUUACAAAAAUAUUUCUCAUCAAUGGCCGUUUUGGUUUCAUCUAAUUUUGUGAUUUUUUAAGUAUAUUUUAAACGCUAUUGUUACAACUUCAUCGGUCAAUCAAUGAUUUUAAUUUUAUAAAUGUAUGAUUCAAAACUAUAUUAUUUUAAAUAUUUUAAUAUGCUUAAUUUGGAAUGUUCGUACGUAUUGAUAAAAAAAGCCCUAUCAUUGCCUAACCUAGCCCUAGAUAUAUACGUUAUUCUGGACCUGACCGCCAUAGAUAUUUAAAACAACUAGCCAAUACUGUGAGUAAAUUUGAAGUUAUUAGCACCCCCACAUACUACAAGAAGACAGAUUGUAUUGAUUGACCCACGGAAUAUUUUAUUUAUGCCAUGAAUUAUUAUAUUACAACAAUAUGAAAAAUAUUCGAAAUAAAUCACAAAUUAUUUCUUCGUCUUACAUGGUAUAUAUAAUAAUCAUGGCAUAAUCAAAAUUGUUGUGAGUUAAUAAGUUGUGCCUUCUUGGCUUUUAUAGUUUGUAACUAUUUAUAAUAUAUUAAUAUCUUAUAGAACUCAGUCAUACAGUCAGCUAUCUAGUUGUUUUCUAUAAUAUUAACUUUGACCUAUGGCAGAAACUGGAAGUCUUGAAAUCAUUGCUUCUAAUAGGAAUGAUCAUUGACGAUCAACAAAUACAUUUGUCAACCGAAAGCCAGUAAAUUUUGAUGUAAAAACGUCAGAAUUCCGAAAAAAUCAUCCGAUUAGGAUUUUUAGAAACACCAUGGACCCCCUCAGAUAAGACCACCUAACAUUAAUUAACAUUUAACGCCAUUGAUUUUUUCGUGUGUAUUGUUUUCCGCAGCCAAAUGUACAAUGGAGCGCACGGCACGCCCAGUCGAGUGCCGUUAAUCGGCGACGGUGGCCGUCAACAGCAACAGCGACGCGCGGACAAGGACCGGCGACAAACCACGGCCGACCAUUACCAUCGCGAAGUGGCGGCCGCGGCUGCAGCUGCAGCAGCAGCAGCCGCGGCUGCUGCGAACAAAAGAUCGAGGCGUAACGCCGCGCCACCUGGCGUUCCUGUAGCCCUAGUACUUCUCGUACUGCUCGGCUACAUUUGCCUGGGCGCAGCCGUGUUCGCCGCCUGGGAGGGCUGGACGUUCAUCGACGGCGCGUACUUUUGCUUCGUCACCCUGUCCACUAUCGGGUUCGGCGACCUGGUGCCCGGCAAGUCGUUCCAGGGCACUGACACGCAGAACGGCCAACUGCAACUGGUCGCCUGUUGCGGUUACCUGCUGUUUGGCCUGGUCCUGAUCGCCAUGUCGUUCUCGCUGGUCCAGGAGGAGGUGGUGUCCAAGUGCCGGCACGUGGCCCGCUACGUAGGACUACUCAAACAGCCACCUCGACCGGGCGCCCAGCCGUAUGCCCUGUAACCCGACCUCAUGAUACCUCCUCGCCGCAACCACAAUCGCCUGACCCCUGCAAGUUUAACCCGCAGAAGGUUCAAAACCUAUUCUUAUUACAUGGUCUUCCAAUAUUAUAUCGGUACCGCCUGAAAAGGGUGCCCGGGUUGUCUCGAAGACGUCCACGGAUUUGAACUAAUGGGGACCCUGGGCGAAUUCGUUUCAAGGGUCGUAUAACGGACAUUGUACGCCGAGAUCGAAUGG